Messenger RNA from Oreochromis niloticus (Nile tilapia), 86710 nucleotides. RefSeq names its product titin, tandem duplicate 1 (gene ttn.1). Gene Ontology annotation, biological process: protein phosphorylation. The transcript is spliced from 233 exons. The coding region runs from base 254 to 86710 and encodes 28818 amino acids. The record is from RefSeq and is a predicted model, not a curated record. NCBI's taxonomy places the organism in Eukaryota, Metazoa, Chordata, Actinopteri, Cichliformes, Cichlidae. Gene Ontology annotation, molecular function: protein kinase activity; protein binding; ATP binding.
UCUGGGCCCUCCUGAGCAGUUUGAGCAUUCCCAACCUCGCCUCGGGUGGAGGGAUUGCGAGGAGGGAAAGCAAAACUACACGGCCUCUAUUCUGUGUAGUUUUGUUUUUUUGGGGGGAUAUUUCGAGGCUCGACCGUUCUCAUCUUGGAUUUUUCUGGAAAAACCUUCCUGGAUAAGGAGACUGUUGCUCGUUGUUCUGCCGGGCUCUGUCCCAUCAUUUUAGGCACUCUUGUGAUACAAGGUGCCGACCAUCAUGUCAACUCAAGCGCCGACGUUCACGCAGCCGCUACAGAGCGUCGUGGCACUGGAGGGUAGUGCCGCCACGUUCGAGGCUCAAGUUAGUGGUUCUCCAGUUCCUGAGGUGAGCUGGUUCCGUGAUGGCCAGGUACUUUCUGCUGCCGCUCUGCCCGGCGUUCAGAUCUCGUUCAGCGAUGGCCGCGCUGUUCUGAGGAUUCCUGCUGUGACCGCCGCGCACAGCGGACGAUUUUCUGUCAGAGCCACCAACGGUGCUGGACAAGCCACAAGCACAGCCGAACUCUUAGUUACAGCGGAGACGGUGCCUCCGAGCUUCAUUCAGAGACUACAGAGCUCCACGGUGAGACAGGGCAGCCAGGUGAGGCUGGAUGUUCGAGUCACCGGGAUCCCUGCACCUGUGGUGAAAUUCUACAGAGAAGGGGCUGAGAUCCAGAGCUCCACCGACUUCAGAAUCAUCCAGGACGGAGACCUGCACAGCUUGCUGAUUGCUGAGGCCUUCCCAGAGGAUUCUGGGACGUAUUCAGUGACAGCCACCAACAGCAGCGGACGGGCCACCUCCACAGCCGAACUGCUGGUUCAGGGUGAAGAAGCCGUUCCAGCAAAGAAAACAAAGACCGUGAUUUCAACCGCCCAGAUUUCAGAGACCCGACAGACCAGAGUAGAAAAGAAGAUGGAGGCCAGUUUCCAGGCCUCCGCCAUGAUGGCGAUGCAGAUAGAGGGCGCAGAGCUGGCUCACAAGACUCCACCCAGAGUUCCUCCCAAACCCACAUCCAAGUCACCAACUCAGCUAUCACUGGUGGCCAAGGUGACCGGGGGACGGCAACAGUCACCGUCACCUGUCAGACAUGUGAAGGCACCCACACCCACGCCUGUCAGGGCAGUCCCGUCCCCUAUCACCGCACACAAGCAGGCCGCCGGUGACGUCCUCCCGCCCUGGAAGCAGGAAGACUACGUGGCCGAGGCCAGGACUGUCACUCAGUUGGUCCGAGAGCAACAGGUCACCAUGGUCAAACAGGCUGAGGGAGGGAAAAGAGCGGGGGCAGUGGCCACCGUGGUAGCUGCCGUCGACCUCGCUCGUGUCCGUCAGCCCGCGCUUGUCGAGGGGGAUCGAGCUGAAGAGGACGAGGCUGUAGAGGUGGACUUAAGGCAGCAGGCCGCCGCCGUGGCUGCUGAUCAAAACUAUCGAGCUGCUUUGACAUCAACAAGAGUGCAAAGUGGCCACAUGCUUUCUACUGCUCAGGAGUUUACACGUGAAGCAGCCGUGCUGCAGCCUCAGAUUCAGGGAGUGACAGAAAUCUCCUCCCGUGUGGACACUGGUCUCACCCCAUCUCCAGUUCCACAAUUCACAGUUUCUAAAGUGUCUGUCCCAAAACUCGAGUCUAGCAGUGAGGUUUCCAUCGCCGGCUCGGCCAUGGCCACUCUGCAGAAAGAGUUAUCCUCGUCUUCUGCCACUGUUCGAAAGAUCAUCAAGCCUGUCAAGUCUCCCAGUCCAUCUCGCAGAGUAGCAGAGACCAGAGAGAUGCUGGAGACCGUCCCACCACCGUUCAAACACUUCACUGACAAAUAUCAGAGUCGUUCUGGCUCUGAGUUACAGACCGGGGUGGUGUACUCAGGCAGAAUGGAGAGAAUGUAUGAGGACUGGGGAGCCCAGGUGGUGGAGGCAGCUGCGGUGCCUUCUGCCGGUGGUGCUGUGGUCCCUCCCACGCUGAUUUCUGGAUUGAAGAACACAAAUGUGAUCGAGGGCGAGUCUGUGACCCUGGAGUGCCAGAUCAGCGGUCAGCCCACCCCCAUCAUUAUGUGGUUCAGAGAGGACUACAAGAUUGAGAGCUCCAUUGAUUUCCAGAUCACCUACGAGAAUGGAUUCGCCAGACUGGUGAUCCGUGAGGCAUUCGCUGAAGACAGCGGCCGCUUCACCUGCACUGCUACCAAUGAGGCGGGAACUGUCAGCACGUCCUGUUACCUGCUUGUCCAGGUGUCUGAAGACAUCGAGAGCAGAGAGGAGAUUGCUGUUGUUACAGAACAUGUUGAAACUGCUCAAUUAAGAGAAACCAGAGAGGAGACCCAGGUGAGCGUGGUGGAGUCAGAGACUGCUGCUGCUGCUCCCUUCUUUAUCAAGAAACCAACCAUCCAGAAGCUAGUGGAGGGUGGAAGUGUUGUGUUUGAAUGUCAGAUUGGGGGAAGCCCCAAACCACACAUCAUCUGGAAGAAGAGUGGUGUUCCACUCACUACCGGAUACAGAUACAAAGUUGCCUACAAGAAGGAGACUGGAGAGUGCCAUUUAGAGAUCUCCAUGACCUUUGCUGAUGACGCUGGAGAAUAUGCCGUGUUUGCCAAGAAUAAGCUCGGAGAAGUCUCUGCCUCCGCCAGUCUGCUUGACGAAGAGGAAUAUGAAGCCUACAUGAAGAAACAGGAAGCAAUGUUUAAGACUGAAGUGACAUCCAUUGUGCAAGAGCCCAAGGUGGGAGAUAUUCCCCCUGUCACUGUCACAACAAUGGAGAAGAUAACCACCACCAUUAUCUCUGGACAGGAAUUCCAUCUGUCUGUCAUCGAGCAGAGGAUCAUCCAGGAGAUUGAGUUAAUUAUUAUGAAAAUCAGCUACAGAGAGAUUGUGACAGAGGAUGGAGAGUUGAUGGUGACUGCCACUGAGACUGAGGCAGUACAGCCAGCCUUUGACACUCCAGUGAAAAGUUACAGGAUCAUGGAGGGGAUGAGCGUUACUUUCCACUGCAAGAUGUCUGGAAUGCCGCUCCCCAAGAUUGCAUGGUUCAAAGAUGGCCAGCGUAUUAGGGCUGGAGACCAUUACCAAAUAGAGGUUCUUCAGGAUGGACGGGCCAGCCUUCGCCUGCCUGUAGUGACACCAGAAGAUGAAGGCGUGUACACCGCAUUUGCCACCAACAUGAAGGGUAAUGCUGUCAGUUCUGGGAAGCUCUAUGUGGAGCCAUGUGAAACAGUAACACCUCAGCAAUUCACACCACAGCCAGCAGUGCAGAGGAUCAGGUCCACAUCUCCUCGCUCUCUGAGCCGCUCACCUGGACGCUCUCCCAGUCGUUCACCUGGACGUUCUCCUGCUCGCCGGCUAGAUGAGACUGAUGAGGCUCAGCUCGAAAGACUCUACAAGCCUGUUUUUGUCAUGAAGCCUUCAUCAUAUAAAUGUUCUGAGGGACAAACUGCCAGAUUUGACCUGAAGGUUGUGGGCAGACCAAUGCCUGAGACGUACUGGUUCCAUAAUGGACAACAAAUAGUUAGUGACCACACCCACAAGAUCGUGGUGAAAGAGGAUGGCACUCAGUCCCUGAUCAUUGUCCCAGCUUUGCCACAAGACUCCGGGGAGUGGACUGUGGUGGCUCAGAACAGAGCUGGACGGACAUCCAUCUCCGUCACUCUCGCUGUUGAUGCCAAGGAAACCCUGGUGCGUCCACAGUUCACUGAGAAACUGAGGAACAUCAGUGUGAAGCAGGGCACUUUGGUUGAAUUGGCUGUCAAAGCCAUUGGAAACCCACUGCCUGAUAUUGUCUGGCUGAAAAACAGCGACAUCAUCACCCCACACAAGCACCCAAGCAUCAAGAUUGAAGGAACUAGAGGAGAGGCUAAAUUCCAGAUCCCAUCAGCAGCUGGCUCAGACAGUGCUUGGUACACUGCUACAGCCAUCAAUAAGGCUGGCAGAGAUACUACUCGCUGCAGAGUCAAUGUUGAGGUGGAAUAUGCUGAGCCUGAACCAGAGAGGAAACUCAUCAUUCCUAAAGGAACAUACAAAGCCAAAGAGAUCGCUCCUCCAGAGGUGGAGCCGCUUCAUCUGCGAUAUGGUCAAGAGCAGUGGGAGGAAGGCGACCUUUAUGACAAAGAGAAGCAGCAAAAACCACAGUUCAAAAAGAAGCUGACAUCUGUCCGCAUGAAGCGCUUCGGUCCAGCUCAUUUUGAGUGCAGACUGACUCCUAUCGGUGACCCCACAAUGGUGGUGGAGUGGCUGCAUGACGGCAAACCUCUGGCUGCUGCUAACAGAUUGCGCAUGGUGAAUGAAUUUGGUUACUGCAGCCUAGACUAUGAAGCCGCUUAUGCUAGAGACAGCGGCGUCAUUACCUGCAGAGCGACCAACAAGUACGGAGUUGACCAAACCUCAGCCACCCUGAUUGUCAAGGAUGAGAAGGGCCUUGUUGAGGAAACACAACUUCCUGAAGGAAGGAAAGGUGCCCACCGGAUCGAUGAGAUAGAGCGUUUGGCUCAUGAAGGUGGACCUUAUGGAGUCACUGCUGAAGAAGAAACAGAGAAGCUGAAGCCUGAGAUUGUCCUUCUUCCAGAACCAAUCAGAGUUUUAGAGGGUGAAACGGCUCGAUUCCGCUGCAGAGUGACUGGAUAUCCAGCACCAAAAGUUAACUGGUACCUCAAUGGACAACUUAUCCGCAAAAGCAAGAGAUACAGACUUCGCUAUGAUGGCAUUUACUACUUGGAGAUAACUGACAUCAAAUCAUAUGAUUCGGGGGAGGUCAAAGUCGUAGCAGAUAACAAUCUGGGCUCCGUUGAGCACAUUGUAAAACUGGAGAUUCAGCAGAAGGAGGACUUCAGAACUCAUCUACGCCGCGCCCCUGAGGCUAAGCCAGCUGAGGCUGCACCUGAACCUGGAAAAGUACCAUUUGAGGUAGUUAAAGCUGAAAAGCCGACAGAGGACACUCAGCUGAAAGAGGUUGUUAAACUCAAGAAGGCCCAGAGAAUUGUCCAUGAGAAAGCCAGUGAGGAGUCAGAGGAGCUGAGGAGUAAGUUCAAGCGCAGGACAGAGGAAGGCUAUUACGAGUCCAUUACCGCAGUGGAGCUCAAGUCUCGCAAGAGAGAUGACUCCUAUGAGGACCUGCUGAGGAAGACAAAGGAGGAACUGCUUCAUCGUGCCAAGGAGAAGGAGGAGGCUGAGAAGAAGAAGGAGGAAGAGCGUCGCCAAGUUACUGCCAAGCCUCUAAAACCAGAGAGGGUCAAGCUCUCACCCAGCAUGGAAGCACCAAAAAUCCUUGAGCGUAUUACCAGCCAGACAGUCGCACAGGGUGACGAAGUCAAGUUUAGAGUCAGAGUUGUCGGCAGACCAGAACCUGAGUGUCAGUGGUUCAAGAAUGGAGUUCAGCUGGAGAAGUCUGACCGUGUUUACUGGUACUGGCCUGAGGACCAUGUUUGUGAACUGGUGAUCAGGGAUGUCACAGCAGAGGAUUCUGCCAGUGUCAUGGUUAAAGCUUCCAAUACUGCUGGAGAGACUUCAAGCCACGCCUUCCUGUUGGUGCAAGCAAAACAAGUCAUUAACUUCACUCAGAAGUUGGAGGACGUCAGUGCCAAGGAGAAGGAUACCGUAGCUACCUUUGAGUGUGAAACCAAUGAACCUUUUGUGAAGGUCAAAUGGCUGAAGAAUAAUGUGGAGAUCUUCUCUGGAGACAAAUACAGAAUGCACUCUGACAGAAAGGUUCACUUCCUGUCUGUGCUGAUGAUCGAAGUGAGAGAUGAUGCUGAAUAUACAUGCGUGGUUGUAGAUGAUGAUACUGUCAGGACAGCCGCCAAGCUUAAUGUUGAAGGAGCUCCUCUGGAGAUGUUAAAGCAGCUGGAGAGCACCGAGGUGCCUGAGACUUACUCCGGAGAGUUUGAAUGUAUUGUCUCUCGUGAAGAUGCCGAAGGCAGCUGGUACUUUGGAGAUAAUCUGCUGACUCCCGGCAGUAAAUACGUCAUCUCCUCCCGCCGUGGAAGACACACUCUCUCUGUGAAAGAUGUCAAGAAGGAAGACCAGGGAGAAUAUACCUUCAAAGUGGGCGAGUUUAAGACAAGUGCCUCUCUGAAGAUGAAAUUGCGUCCAGUGACCUUGAUGCAGCCUUUGUCUGACAUGACCAUCUGCGAGGGUGACAUCGCUCAGCUUGAGGUCAAGUUCUCCCAGGAGAAUGUUGAAGGAACCUGGAUGAAGAAGGGGCAGCCCAUCACAGCCUCCAGCCGUGUGCAUAUAGUUAUUGACAAACAAAUUCAUAAACUCCUUAUAGAAGAUACAACCAAGGACGACUUUGGAAUGUAUUCCUUCGAGGUUCCGGAUCAUGGGAUUUCAACCUCUGCAAAGCUGGUCAUUCAGACUAUUGGCAUCCUGAUCCCACUGAAGGACAGUCAUGCAAUUGAGGGCACAAAGGCCGUCCUAGAGGCAAAGAUCUCUGCUCAGGACAUCAGCUCAGUCAAAUGGUACCACAAUGACAACCUGCUGACAGCCAGUGAGCGAAUCCAGAUGGUGGCAAAGGGAGCCAAGCAGCGCCUGGUUUUCACCAGAACAUACGCCUCAGAUGAAGGACACUACAAACUGGUGGUUGGCCGAGCUGACACCAGCUGCAGAUUUACUGUUGAGCCUGUCCAGAUUGUGACACCAAUGAAAGACAAACAGUGCUCCGAGUCUGAAAAUGUCACCUUCGAGGUCGAGGUCUCUCACCCAGGCAUUGAUGCUUUCUGGACCUUUAAGAGGCAGCCGAUUAAAGCUGGUCCCCAGUACAAGAUGGAGUCCAAAGACAAGAGGCAUAGGCUCACAGUCAUGAAUGCAAUGAAGGAUGAAGAGGGCGAGUACAUGUUUGCUGCUGGUGAGAAGAUGUGCAGUGCUUCACUCACCGUAACAGGUGGUGCCAUUAAGAAGCCCCUACAUGAUUUGGUGGUAGCUGACUCCCAGACCGCUGUGCUGCAGUGUGAAGUUGCUAACCCAUCCGCAGAGGGCAAGUGGCUAAAAGACGCUCAGCCUGUUGACUUCAACGAGAACGUGCUGAGCGAGGUGGACGGCGCUGUCAGGCGCCUCGUUAUCAUCAUCACUAAGGCCACUGACAUUGGAGAGUACACUUACCAGGUCGCCACCUCCAAGACCUCAGCCAAUCUGAAAGUCGAGGCUGUCAAAGUCAAGAAGACCCUGAAGAACCUGAAUGUAGUCCAGACUCAAGAAGCCACGUUCAGCCUUGAACUGACCCAUGAGGAUGUAAGGGGAGCACAGUGGAUCAAGAAUGGCGUUGAGAUCCAGUCCAGUGAUAAAUAUGAAAUCAGUAUUGAAGGCACAAUUCACACAUUGAAGGUCAAGAACUGCAGCACACAGGAUGAGUCUGUUUACUCCUUCAAACUGGGAAAACUGUCUGCAAGUGCCAGACUCAAUGUGGAAACUAUUAAGAUCCUGAAGAAGCCAAAGGAUGUGACAGCACUGUCAGGAGCAACAAUUGUAUUUGAAGUUGGCAUCUCAGAGGAUGACAUCCCAGUGAAAUGGAUGUUCAAUGGCAAAGAGCUGGUGUCUGACGAGUGCUACAGCAUCGUCUCUGAGAAGAAGAACCACAAGUUGAUUGUCCACGACGUGGACGACAGCGUGCAGGGCAACUACAUUGCUGUUGUAGGACACCUGCAGUGCAGCGCUCACCUCAUUGUUGAGUCACUACGUGUCACAAGGCCCAUGAAAAGCGUGGAGGUCGCAGAGACUCAGGUGGCCACAUUUGAAUGUGAAGUUUCUCACUUCAAUGUCCCGUCCACCUGGCUGAGGGAUGGUGUGGAGAUUGAGAUGAGUGAGAAGUUCAGGAUUGUGGUUCAAGGAAAACUCCACCAGCUGAAGAUCAUGAACACCAGCACUGAAGACUCUGCAGAAUACACCUUUGUCUGUGGGAACGACCACGUCUCUGCAACGCUAACUGUUAACCCUAUUCUGAUCACGACGAUGCUUGAAGACCUGAACGCUCAGGAGAAGGACACGGUCACAUUUGAGGUGAAUGUGAACUACGAGGGAAUAACGUACAAGUGGCUGAAGAACGGCGUGGAGAUCCGCUCUACGGACCGCUGCCAGGCUCGCUGCAAACAGCUCACUCACUCUCUGAGCAUCAGGAAUGUUCACUUUGGAGACAGUGCCGAGUACACCUUCAUGGCUGGCUCUGCAGUCACUUCAGCUAAACUUCACGUUGAGGCCCGUGUGGUUGAAUUCACCAAACACCUGCGGGACCUGAAGAUCACAGAGAAGAAGAGGGCAACAUUUGAAUGUGAAGUUUCUGAACCAAACAUCCAGGUGAUGUGGAUGAAAGAUGGUCAGGAGCUGGAGCUAUCUGACAGGUACAAAAUGACAUCGGACCAGUUUGUGCACCGUCUGGUUCUGCCCUCUGUGCGUCUGUCGGACGCCGGUGAAUACACCGCUGUGGCCGGUUCAAGCAUGUCCAAGGGCCACCUGGCAGUCGAGGGAAGAGAUGUCAGAAUCUCAGAGCCAGCCACCAGGGACAUCGUGGUUGUUGAGAAGCAGAGAGCCACUUUUGAAUUUGAGGUGAACGAGGAUGAUGUAGAAGGUCGCUGGCUGAGAAAUGGAGUGGAGCUCCAGUUCACUGUGGAGGAGAGGUUCAAUUAUGCCACCAUCAGGAAGCUCCACCGUCUCACCAUCUCUGAGACCUUCAGGAGCGAUGCUGGAGAGUACACCUUCUUAGCCGGCAAAAACAGGACCUCUGUGAACCUCCACGUCAGAUUGCCAGAGCCACCUCAGAUCGUCCGGGAGAUGCAGCCCCAGACCGCGAUCUCAGGCAGGUCAGUUCGCUUCUCAGCACAGGUGAGCGGCCUUCCUCAGCCUCAAGUGUUCUGGUACAAAGAUUCUGAGGUUCUGUCCACGAGCUACAAGUGCAAGUUCCUCCAUGAUGAAGAUGAGCAUACGCUGCUGCUGCUUGAAGUCUUCCCUGAAGAUGCAGGCAUCUAUAGCUGUGAGGCCAAAAACAACUAUGGAGAGGUGACGAGCUCUGCAUCUCUCACUGUGGAAGUUCCGGAGGUGGUUGAAGCCGUGGCUCAGGUUUCCCCUCCAGUCCUCAUCACUCCCACGAGGGACUUGCUGAUCUCAGAAGGACAUCCUGCCCAGUUCCAGUGCAGCAUCUCUGGGGAAGAUCUGCAGAUUUCUUGGUUCUACAAUGAUAGAGAGAUCAAACAGUCAGACAUCUUCAGGAUGUCUCAUUAUGAUGAUACCUGCCAGCUGGAGAUUUCCCGAGUUCUCCCCAGCCUUGAAGGAGAGUACUCGUGUGUUGCUACAAAUUCAGCAGGAAUGGUCACAUGUGCUGCCACUCUGAAUAUUGAUGUAACUACAGAGGAGAAGGAACCUGUGAUUCAGGUCCAGGAGGAAAUAAAAGUGAAGCCUGUGUUCAGGCACAAAAUUGUCCCAGUGGAGAUGAACAUUGGCAGCUCUGCCAAGUUUGAAUGUGAAACUGAGGACGCUCCAAACGUGAGCUUCAAGUGGUUCAAAGAUGGACACCCCAUCAAAGAGGGUGAAAAGUACAGGAUUAUUAGUCGCUUCAGCUCUUCCUCCCUUGAGCUUCUGAGGACAACCAAGGAUGACAGUGGUGAAUACACGUGCAAGGCGUCCAAUCAGCACGGCAGUGAUGAAUGCUCCGCCUCCCUCAGUGUCACAGAACAAUUUCCUCCUGUCUUUAUAAGUAAGCCUGACGCUCAGACUGUGUAUGUUGGAAAGAGGGCUGUAAUACAGUGUGUAAUAGCAGGAACUGCUCCUCUGAAUGUUGUCUGGCUCAAAGACAACCAGGCCUUACCCAAAGUGCCCGCACACUACCGGAGCUCUUGUGAAAAGAAUAAGCACACUCUUGAAAUAACCGGUGUUAAGGCAGCUGACAGCGGGCUUUAUGUGUGCAAGGUAUCUAAUAAUGUUGGGACAGCUGAGUGCCACACAGAGCUGUGUGUUAUCGAUAAACCCAACUUUGUAAGGCCCCUGGGUUCAGUCGCCGCUGUGGUCGGAGCUCCUCUGCACCUUGAGUGUCAGGUGGAUGAGGACACUGGAGUAACUGUCACCUGGACCAGAGAUGGCAGAAAAGUCCACCAGUCUCCCGACUGUAAACUGUUGUUUGAGGAUAAGACAGUUACUCUUGAUAUCCUAAAGACCACACUGAAAGAUUGUGGAAACUAUGUGUGUACAGUGGCAAACGAAGCCGGCAGUGCAUCUUGCUCCACCACGGUGAAGGUACAAGAGCCACCGGUCUUUGUAAAGCGGCUGGAAGCCACAACGAUUUGGAAGCAGGGCAGCACCGCUCGGCUGCAGUGCACCGUCAAAGGAUCUCCCGAACUCCACACUACCUGGUUCUUGAAUAACAGCGAGCUGUCCACUAGUGGCAGACAUGCUGUUGGUCUGAAGGACGGUGUCGCCACUCUCGAGAUACACAAUGUCAUGUUGACUGACAGUGGAAACUAUACCUGUGAGGUUCUCAAUGAGUGCGGGUGUGAAAGCUGCAGCAUUAAAGUAACAGUGAAAGAACCUCCGUCGUUCAGAAAGGAGUUACUGUCCACUGAGGCAGUCAGAGGAUCGGUAGCUGUACUGGAGUGUGAGAUUGCAGGCUCUGCACCGCUUGAAGUGUCUUGGAAAAAGAAUAAGAAACGCCUGUCCUCAGAUAAGAAGUACAGAAUAGUGUCACAGGGAUCACUGGCCUCUCUGGAGAUCCAGUCCUUUGAGAGCGCUGAUACUGGUGAAUACGAAUGUGUUGUAUCCAAUGAGGUUGGGUCAGUAACCUCAAAGUCAGUGCUUAAACAAAAAGAGCCACCUGUGUUCUCAAAGAGGAUUGAGAGCGCUACAGCAGUUUUGGGAAAUACAGUGAAAUUACAGGGAACCCUGAAAGGUUCAGCUCCCAUCACCAUUAAAUGGAUGAAAGACUCUGAGCUCCUCAGAGAUGAUGAUCCCAAUAUCAAAAUGUCCUUUGUGAACAACAUCACUAGUAUUUCAUUCUCAUCUGUUGAGCUAAAUCAUGGUGGAAAGUAUACCUGUCUUGCUGAAAAUGAGGCAGGACAGCAAAGAUGUGAAGCUAUCUUAACUAUUCAAGAACCUGCUCGGAUUUUAGAGAAAGCAGCCUCCAUUAGCGUGACUGCAGGCGACUCUGCCACGCUGGAGUGCACCGUUUCUGGAAGCCCUGAACUCAAAGUGAAAUGGUUCAAAGAUGGCAAGGAGAUGAUCAGUGGUCGUAAAUAUAAAAUAGCAGUGAAGGAGAACACUGCCAUUUUAAAGAUUCUCACAGCAGAUAAAGGUGACACUUCAGAGUACAAGAUGGAAGUGUCCAAUAAAGUUGGAAAAGAGGAGUGCACGUGCUCGGUUACGGUUAUAGAUCGUGCAGUUCCCCCAUCCUUCACCAAAACUCUAAAGAAAGUGAAUGGGAGCAUUGGCAGUAAUAUCACAUUGGAUUGCAGGCUUGCUGGAUCUCAGCCGAUGGCUGUGUCUUGGUACAAAGACAAUAAAGAAAUCCACAGCGAUGCAAAAUAUAAGCUUGAUUUCAGUGAGAGUACAGCCUCUGUGACAAUAACUGGCCUGGAUCAAAGCGAUGGUGGAGUUUAUACAUGCAAAGCUUCUAAUGAUGCUGGAGAAAAAGAAACCAGUGGUACUCUUUCCAUCAAAGAACCCCCAGCCUUUACCUCGAAACCUGAAUCUCUUGAUGCAUCCCCGGGAUCAAAUGUUGUCUUAAGAUCUGACUUUACGGGAUCUGCUCCACUUAUCGUUAAAUGGUUCAGAGAGGAGAAAGAGAUUUUCACUGGGGGAAAGUAUUUCAUAAAGAAAGACUCCUCUUCCAGCUCCCUGGAACUUCAUUCUGUGAAACCCAGUGACUCUGCCAAAUAUACAUGCCAAGUAUCCAACGACGCUGGGAAGGUUGACUGUACUGCAGCGCUCUUCAUAAAAGAAGCCCCAACAUUUAUGAUGAAGCUUGAACCUUCAAAGCUGCUGAAAACAGGACAACCUCUGAAGUUGUCCUGCAAAGUGCAGGGCACUCCUGUUAUUACUGUUACAUGGUUUAAAAAUGGCUCAGAAAUGGUUUCAGACCACAGACACAACAUGUCCUUCGAUGGCUCGUUAGCCACUCUGGAGGUUGAGAGCUGCUCUGUAGAGGAUAGUGCAGAUUACGUCUGUGUGGCAUCCAGCGAGGCCGGCAGAGAGCAGUGCAGCAGCUCAGUAACAGUGAAAGAGCCUCCAUUGUUUGUGAGGCCUUUUGAAUCCGCUGAGCUUGUUACGGAGUCUGAGAUUAUCUUGGAAGCAAUCGUUUCAGGUUCCCCUCCAUUUGAAAUAAGCUGCUUCCUCAACGAUAAGCUGAUCAGAAAUGACAAAAGACAUAAAAUCAGUGUGGAAAAUGAUACAAUCACUCUUCAGAUCUCACACUGUGAGACCGGAGAUGAAGGAACAUACAAGUGCACUGUUUCAAACGAUGUUGGGGAGACAUCUUGCUCUUGCCAGAUUGCUCUAAAAGAACCACCAUCAUUUGUUCAAAGACUAAAGGAUAUGUCCUGUAUUGUGGGCUCUGAAAUCUCUAUGAAGUGUAUGUUGUCUGGGUCACUUCCCAUGACUUUGUCCUGGAUCAAGGAUGAUCGUGAACUUACGGAAGACGAGCAUUUUAAGAUGUCCUAUGAAACCAAAAGUGCCAUGUUGAAUUUGAAAAAUGCUCAGUUGUCACAUGGCGGGAAAUAUGUCUGUCAGGUGCAGAAUAAAGUCGGGACUCAGAGAUGUGCCGCAGUGCUCAUAGUGACAGAACCACCUCAGUUUGUCCUGAAACUGCCUCCCUCUACAUUUGUUAAACAGUACGAGGGACACUGCUUUGAAUGCAAGGUCACCAGUGUACAGUCCCUGAGAAUAUGUUGGUACAAAAAUGACCAACAGAUAACUGAUGGAGGGAACUAUAACACAGUGUGUGUUGACUCAAAUGCAUACCUCCAGAUCUCCAAUGCAACGUUUGACGAUAACGGAGUUUACACUUGUGAGGCUCAUAAUGAUGCUGGCAGUGCAAGCUGCAGCAGCGUUCUCACAGUUCAAGAGUCCCCAUCCUUUGUUAAAACUCCAAGCCCUGUGGAGGGCAUAAAAGGCAAAGAUGCUAGUCUGCAUUGUGAGAUGUCUGGCACCCCACCUUUCCAGGUUAACUGGUACAAAGACAACAGGCCACUAAAGGAGGAUAGAAAAUGUAAGAUGGUCAAUGUGGGCAGCUUUGCUACACUUCAUAUUAUGAAGCUGGAGCAAGAUGACGCCGGGCUUUAUGAGUGCAGGGUGUCAAACAAUGUAGGAAGUAAAUCGUGCCAAACUACCAUUACUCUGAAAGAACCACCAGUGUUUGUGGAGAAACUGGUCGAUCAGUCAGUGAGACUCGGUCAGCAGCUGACGCUGACAGCUACAGUGAACGGCUCAGAGCCACUGACUGUGUCUUGGGUUCAGGACAAAGAACAUAUUCUCAGAGAGGAUGACAACAGGAGGAUCACCUUUGAAAACAAUGUGGUUGGUCUUGUAGUGCCCAAGGCUGACUCAACCACAGCUGGUAAAUACACCUGCCAGCUAAGGAACGACUGUGGAGCGGUAGAGUCGGUCUCCCAAGUGACGGUUCUAGAACCUGCUGCUAUUGUGGAAAGCCCGGAGCUGCUGAAUGUGAAGUCAGGAGAAACUGUAUCUCUUGAUGUAACAGUAUCUGGCUCACCAGAACUGAAAACUACAUGGUUCAAGGACAACAAAGAACUCUCUGCUAAUGCAAAGUAUCAUCUGAGCUUCAAAAAGCAGCUUGCCACCCUGAAGAUUUUGUCUGCUGACAGAGCAGAUGGCGGAGAAUACAAACUACAGGUUACAAACCACGUUGGAACAUCCUCUUGCAAAAUUAAGCUCACAGUCUCAGAUAAGUUGAUUCCACCGAGUGUCAUAAAGAAGCUGAGAGAUACCCACCUUGUUGUGGGUAAGCCUGGUGAGAUAGAGUGUAAGAUGACCGGUUCUGCUCCUUUAACAACUUCCUGGUUCCAUAAUGGCCAAGAGAUAAACUGUGGGCCAAACUAUGACAUUAGCAGUGUGGAUAAUGUGUGCACACUGAGAAUUCCAAUGAUUAAGACAUCAGAUUCUGGCAAAUACACAUGUAAAGCUGUGAACGCUGCAGGAGCCAGUGAGACAAGUGCUUCAAUGAAUGUGACAGAACCUCCAUCUUUUUCUGAAACGCCUGAGGCUCUAGAAACGUUGCCUGGCCAAAGUGUGUCUUUCUUGGCUAAAGUGAAAGGCAGCAUUCCCAUAAAGGUCAAAUGGUUCAGGGGAGCCAAGGAAAUGCAGCACGGGAGAGGCUGCGAGAUCUCUCUGAAGGAUGACGUCGCCACACUGGUGCUUCAUAAAGUUGAAAAGUCUCAUGCAGGAGAGUACACCUGCCAGAUCACUAAUGAUGCAGGAAAGGACAGCUGCUCAGUUUUUCUGUUUGUGAAAGAGCCAGUCCACUUUGUGAAGAGGCUGAGGGACAUUUCCAUUGAAAAGAGCAAGCCUCUGAGGCUCGAGGUCACAUAUGCUGGAACCCCAACUGUAAAUGUAACCUGGAAAAAGGAUGGUAAACUCAUCCAAGCCUCUUAUCUGUACAAUGUGAUCACCACUGACACCUCUUGCAUCCUGGAGGUUCUUAACUCUGAAAGGAUGGAGGCAGCUGGUAGAUACUAUUGUGAAGUAGACAAUGGAGCCGGAAGUGACAAAUGUGAAGCGCAAGUUACAAUCCUAGAACCACCAUACUUUGUUGACAAGCUGGAACCACUGGAGGUAACUAUGGGUGAUGCGGUGACCUUAGAGUGCAGGAUUGCAGGAACUCCUGUGAUCUCUGUAGCCUGGUUUAAAGAUGAUGGAAAGCUGCGCAAGUCCAACAGUUGCUCAGUGGACUUUGCAGAUGGCGUUGCCACUUUGAAACUGUUCAAAUCUACCAAGUCUGAUCGCGGUGAAUAUAUCUGCAAGGCCGAGAACCGGGUUGGUUCAGCCUCCACCAGCUGUAGCGUGACUGUGAAAGAGCGCAAAGUUCCUCCAAACUUCACCAAGAAGCCUUCUGAGUCCAUGGUGGAUUCAGUGGGUAAGACUGUAAAGAUCGAGGGCCGAGUGUCCGGCUCUCAACCUCUGACCAUCUCCUGGUACAAGGACGACAGUGAGAUCCACGCCUCGGACAAAUAUGAUAUCAGCUUCAAAAACAACAUGGCCGUGCUGUGUGUCAGAGACUCCACGGGCUCUGAUGGUGGUGUUUACACCUGUGAGGCCUCCAAUGAAGCUGGCAAAGCUUCUUGUAAGGUUUCUCUCACAGUAACAGAAACUGGCCAGGCUCCCAAAUUUGAUGUUCCUCUGGAGCCAGUGACUGUGGGUGAAGGGGAGAAGCUGAGCCUCCAAUGCCAUGUCACCGGCUCUACUCCAAUAACCAUCCAGUGGAUGAAGGACAGGAGGGAGCUUGUGUCCAGCGGAAACACCAAAAUCACAUUUGUUAGUGGAACGGCCAAUCUGGAGAUCAGCCAGGUGUCAAAGACGGAUGCUGGAGAUUAUCUGUGCAAGGCCAGCAAUGCAAAUGGCACUGACUUCUGCAAGUCUAAAGUCACUGUAAAAGAUAAAGGUGCUAAGGCCACACCCGCUGAGGCUGCUGCCCCGGCUGUAGCCGCCCCGGUCAAAAGGCUCGACAAUCUGUUCUUCAUCGAGGAACCCCAAAAUGUUUCUGUCACAGAGAAGGGUACUGCAACCUUUAUUGCCAAGAUUGGAGGUGACCCAAUCCCCAGUGUGAAGUGGAUGAAGGGCAAAUGGAGACAGAUCACCCCCGGUGGUCGAAUCUCCAUUGAGCACAAGGGCCAGGACGCCAAACUGCAGAUCAGAGAAGUGACCAAGUCUGAUUCUGGUCAUUACAGAUGUGUUGCCACCAACAAACAUGGAGAAAUUGAGAGUGGCGCUGAUAUGGAGGUGACCAAAAAGGAGGAAGUGGGAGAAGUGGGAGACUUAAGAACGAGGCUCAAGAAGACUCCUUCCAAGCAGAAGAGUCCCAAGAAGGACGAAGAGGUCAACAUUGUAGAGUUGCUUAGAGGUCACGACCCCAAAGACUAUGAGAGGAUCCUGCGGGAACAUGGAAUCCAUGACUACCGUGCCAUCCUGCAGGCCGUGGAGUUCCUGAAGAAGGAGAAGGAGAUGGAGACUGGAAGAGCGGAGGUCGAGCGUGGGGCUCGAGUUGAAGAAGAGGACAUGGCCCGACUCAUCGAGCAGCUAGAGGGACGCGUCAGCAUGGAGCCUGUCUCUGUGAUGGAGGACAUCACUGACCAAACCAUCACGGAGAACCAGAGCGCCACUUUUGAGUGCCAGAUUAAGAUCAACUACCCAGAGAUCACGCUCACCUGGUACAAAGGCACCCAGAAACUGGACAACAGCGAAAAGUACAACAUCAGCAGCGUGGGGGACCGCCAUUAUCUGAAAAUCAAGAAUUGCCAGGUCAAAGAUCAGGGCAACUACCGCGUGGUGUGCGGUCCUCACAUCUCCAACGCCAAACUGACGGUCACAGGAGCUGCUCGUAAGACAGUCGAUCAAAUUCAGUUCACUAAAAGCAUCCGAAGCAUCGAGGUCAACGAACGCCACUCUGCCACCUUCGAGUGCGAGUUGUCCUUCGACAACGCUACCGUCACAUGGUACAAAGACUCGUGGGAACUUAAAGAAAGCCCAAAAUAUAACUUCAGGACUGAAGGCCGACGGCACUUUAUGACAAUCCACAACGUAACUGCAGAGGACGAAGGCGUGUACUCGGUGAUUGCUCGCCUGGAGCCACUGGGAGAAGCUCGAAGCACAGCCGAGCUUUACCUGUCAGGCAAAGAAAUUGAGUUAGGGAGGGUUCCUCAGGAUGUCCCCGACACAGCCGUUCAUGUGUCAGAGGCAGCGUCUAUGCUCGUGUGCAGAGGUGAGUCUGGGACCGUUCAAACUGAUCACAAUUUCAGUAACUCUGCUCGUUUCUGUCAUUUACACAAUUGUUUUCUGCCACAAGAUUCCUCCGAGUUUUAUCACUUUGAGGAGAGAACAGAAGUGAAAGUGUUUCAAAGUCUGACACAUGAAGAAGAGAUGCUUUCAGUUCAGUAUUCGUCCGUCUCAGAAGAGAAAAAACCUGUUGAAGAAACUGUUGAGUGGACUGAGGUCGAGGGCAGAGGAGAAAUCCCUGAAGUUCCUGAGAUUUACAGGAUGCCAGAGGAGAAACCCUCUGAGCCAGAAGCUCCGCCUCCACCUCCGGUCAAAGUACCUGAAGCAAAGAAGCUACAGCCUGAAGCCCCUGCUCCACCUCACAGAGAGGAACAUCCAGCUCCACAAGAACCAGUACUCUUCAGCCAACCUGAACCUUACCGACCCAAACCAGCAACACCAAAACUGGUUCAUUCAGAACCUAAAGUGGAACCCGUGAAACCAGUGGUACCUAAGCCUGAAGUGGAACCCGUGAAACCAGUGGUACCUAAGCCUGAAGUGGAACCCGUGAAACCAGUGGUACCUAAGCCUGAAGUGGCUCAAAUUAAGCCUGAGCUCCAAGAACCAAAAGCUGUCCCCACUAAGAAAACACCAGAGGCCCCAAAACCAAUAGUACCAAAACCACCAAAGUCAGAAGAACCUGUACUUCAACCAAGUGCAGUCCUUGCUUUUCCAUCAUUGGAACGUCUUCCAACUGAAGAAACAUCAAGACCAGAAGAACCUGUACCUCAACCAUCUGCACCCAAAGUUACUCCACAAAAAGUUGAAGAUGUCCCAGUUAAAGUUGCUUUAGAACCAAGGAUACACGAACCUCCAAGAAAACCAUAUCUGCUGGCUGAUAAACCUCAGCAGGAAGUAACUGAACCAAGGGACCUGGAAGCUCCAGAAAAAAUCAAGGCUCCUGAGGAACCAAAGAAGGUUCCUGAAGCACCAAAGGUUCCUGAAGCAGCAAAGAAGGCUACCGAGGAACCAAAGAAGCUUCCUGAAGAUCCAAAGAAGCUUCCUGAAGAUCCAAAGAAGCUUCCUGAAGAACCAAAGAAGGUUCCUGAGGAACCAAAGAAGCUUCCUGAAGAACCAAAGAAGCUUCCUGAGGAACCAAAGAAGCUUCCUGAGGAACCAAAGAAGCUUCCUGAAGAACCAAAGAAGCUUCCUGAAGAACCAAAGAAGGCUCCUGAAGCAGCAAAGGAGGCUACCGAGGAACCAAAGAAGCUUCCUGAAGAACCAAAGAAGGCUCCUGAAGCAGCAAAGAAGGCUACCGAGGAACCAAAGAAGCUUCCUGAAGAACCAAAGAAGGCUCCUGAAGCAGCAAAGGAGGCUACCGAGGAACCAAAGAAGCUUCCUGAGGAACCAAAGAAGCUUCCUGAAGAACCAAAGAAGCUUCCUGAAGCACCAAAGAAGGUUCCUGAAGCACCUAAAAAGCCUCCCAAGGAACCAAAGAAGCUUCCUGAAGAACCAGUUCCAGAAACACUCAAGAAAGUUCCAGAAGUAGCAAAAACGGCUGUGGUAGAACCACAGAAAGUUCCAACAGCACAGGUUAUAGAACGAUCAGCAGAGCCAGUGAAAGAUCUAGAAGUGUCAGCAGAACCACAACAUUUGGAAACACCAAAACAACAACUGCAGGCCAAAAAGUCUGAAGUCAUCAAAACAGUCAAACAAAGGGGGAUACCAACAGCUCUAGCUAAACCAAAGCUGGAGGCGAGUACACCAGUCAAAGAUGAGAUCGUUGCUUCUGGAAAAGUAGAAGACAAGCCAAAGGCCAUAGAAAUCCCUCAGCAGAGAGUUCCUCUGAAGACUCAGCUGAAGCCAACAGCUGAGGUUGAAGGCAGAAAGGCGUGUCCUGCAGAAAACAGUCUUGAAGAAAGGGUUUCCCUUACAGAAGCUGGCUACAGGAAACAGGAAGCCGACACAUAUGAAGAAGGAGUCAACAAGUCAACUGCAAGAGAAGAAACCAUUUUGAAAACUGAGAUAAUGGAACAAAUUGAAAAGACAAAGAAGGUGGUUUCUAUAUCAUACAGAGAAGAUCAUCAGGUAGAGAUUAUAGAGCAAUCAAAAACAGAUUAUGAGACUGAAAAACUGGAGUGGACUGGACCUUACAAACCUGAGAAAAUAAAAUCUGCUUCUCCAACUCUAAAGGGGUCUGCCCAUUCUCCUGCAGAACAAGAUGUCACACCUCCACCUGAAAUGUCUCAUCUUUUGCAGAAAAAGGUUUCUUCUCCUGAUGUUGAUGUUACAUCAGAAAAAGAGGCUUACAAGAAGAAAGAGCAGCCCAAAGAGGCUGACCUUCCUACUGCCUAUUUACAGACAAGAGUUACUGAAUCAUUACAUCAUGAAGAAAUUCAGGAAGACUCUGCAAUGGAGGAACUUAAGUCUAAAAAGGUCACCACAUCAAAGAAACCCAGAGCUCUUACAGAAGUAAUUUGUCUGAAGCAAGAUGGGUCUGUUGAAGGUAAAGCAGAUGUUCCCCAAAUCACUCUUUCUCACCCUGCAGCAGUUUCUCCUACAGUGGUAUCUUCAAGUCAAGACAUUGUGAAAACUCCUAAAACUUCCAUAACUGUAUGUGAUGAAGAUAUUCUACCUCUGGACAAGCUAAGUCUUGUAUCAGAAGAUGCAUCGAUUAAACAAAGUAGGGAUGGAUCACGUUUUGUUACAGCUCAAAUUCCUUCACCCAAGGAGAGACACUGUUCAGAGGAAGAAAUUUCCCCAGCAAAGAAGUCUGUUCUGCCAACCAAACACAGCUCCCCUACACUCUCUGAGGCGGUUUUUGGCCUAAUAGAAGAUCUGUCCCUUGAAGAAGACACUCCUGUCAAGAAACCUAUUCCUUCUGUGCCUGCUCCAAUAAAAACAUCUCAUGUUCAGCAAAUCUCUCCAUCUUUGAGAGUUUCUGAGGAAGCAAACAACAUUGCAACUAAAGCUACACCAACAAGAACAGAUGACAAGAAAGCAAAGAAGCCAACACAGAAGACUGACCAACAGAGUCUUGAUACAGUGCCUCCUCCUGAGGAGAAGAAACCAUCUCUACCAGUACCAAAGCCUUCACCUACUCCUCCUCCUGAGAAGGUGGCUCCCCCUGCUCCUGAACAGAAAGUAGCUCCCCCUGCAGUAUCUCCCCCAGAGGAGAAGAAACCAUCUGCACCAGCACCAAAGCCUUCACCUCCUGCUCCCCCUGCUCCUGAGCAGAAGGUGGCUCCCCCUGCAGUAUCUCCCCCAGAGGAGAAGAAACCAUCUGCACCAGCACCAAAGCCUUCACCUGCUCCCCCUGCUCCUGAACAGAAAGUUGCUCCUCCUGCAGAGGAAAAGAAACCAUCUGCUCCAGCACCAAAGCCUUCAGCUCCCGCUGCUCCUGCAGCCAAAGUUGCUCCUCCUGCAGUGUCUCCACCUGAGGAAAAGAAGGUACUUCCACCAACAACCAAGCCAACAGCAGAAAGAGUGGUUCUCCCCGCAGCUGAAGUUGCAUCGUUGGAGAAGGAAGCUCCUGCACCAGCCGUAAAGGCUGAACCAGCUCCUGUAUCAAAGGAAAUCUCGCCGCCUGAAGACAAGGAACCAGUGUCAGCACCUGGACCAACAAAAGAUGGAAAACCAACAGAAGAGCCAGCGAAAGGCCGAGGUCGAGGAUUUGGGGCGAGACAAACUCCAUCUCCUGGUGAUGGAGGCAGGGGCCGGGGUCUAAAGCCAGGUGGAAAAGGCCCAUCACCUCCAGAGGAACCAUUUGGAGGAUUCAAGCUCAAACCUGUCCAACUGAAGUUCAUUAAGAAGCUUAAGGACAUUGUGCUGCAGGAAGCUGAGUCCAUCGGCUCCUCUGCGGUGUUUGAGUGCGAGGUCUCGCCUUCCACGGCCAUCACUUCGUGGAUGAAAGAUGACAGCAACUUGCGUGAGAGCCCCAAGCACAAGUUUACAUCUGAUGGCAAAGAUCGCAAGUUGCACAUUAUUGAUGUGCAGCUAUCUGACACUGGAGAAUACACGUGUGUGGCUAAGAAUGCGGGCAAGGAAAUAACAUGCACAGCCAAGUUAAUUGUUGAAGAGCUGCCUGUGAAAUGGGUGAAGGAACUGGAACCAGAGACAACAUGCAUUAAGGGUCAGCCAAUGUACCUCACCUGUGAGCUGAACAAAGAACGGGACGUCAUUUGGAAACGUAAUGGUCAGGUUCUGAAAACAAAGGCCGGAAAAGUGGCCGUUAAUGUAAUUGGCAUGCAGCAUGCUGUGACCAUCCAGAACUCCACCGAUGAAGAUGGCGGCGCCUACACCUGUGAGGUAGAUGGACAGGAGGACGUCAAGACUACAACUAACGUCAAAGUUAUUGAAACCAUCAAAGACUGGCUGGUGAAGCCUCUGAGAGACCAGCAUGUGAAACCAAAGGCAAAGGCCACAUUCAAGUGUGAGCUUUUCAAGGACACGCCCAACUGGAAGUGGUUCAAAGGAGAAAACGAGCUUACUCCCUCUGACAAGGUCGAGAUCACUAAAGAUGGAAAGGACAUGACGCUCAGCAUAAAUAACUGCCAGCCUGAUGAUGUAGCAGACUACACCAUCCAGGUGGAGGAUCGCAGAUAUACAGCCAAACUGACACUUGGAGAGCGUGAGGCUGAGAUCCUGAAGCCACUCUCCAGUGUGGAGGUGAUUGAGAAAGAAGAGGCCAACUUUGACACUGAAAUAUCAGAGGACGAUGUGGCUGGUGAAUGGAAGCUGAAAGGCCAGGUGUUGACUAGAUCUCCGACUUGUGACAUUAAAGCUGAAGGCAAAAAACGUUUCCUCACACUGAAAAACGUGCAGCUGGAUCAGGCUGGUGAAGUGACAUACCAGGCUCUGAACGCCGUCACCAGCGCUAUGCUCACCGUCAAAGAGGGCGACCCCAUCUUUGUGGUGAAGCUACAGGAUUACUCAGCCACCGAGAAAGAAGAGGUGACCCUGGACUGUGAACUGAGCAAAGACGUUCCGGUGCUGUGGUACCACGAAGAGAAGGAAAUCAUCGCCUCCAAGAUGGUCAUCAUGAGGUCAGAGGGCACGCGCAGGUCUCUGGUCCUGAAGAAAGUGGAACUGAGCGACAAAGGCAAAUAUGCAUGUGACUGUGGAACAGACAAGACGUCAGCCAACAUCAAUAUUGAAGCACGCGACAUCAAAGUUGUUCGGCCGAUUUAUGGCGUGGAGUUGUUUGAUGGAGAAACGGCUCGUUUUGAAGUGGAGAUCUCUGAGGACGACGUCCACGGACAGUGGAAGCUGAAUGGAGCAGUGCUCAGUCCGUCCUCUGAUGUGGACAUCAUCGAGGAAGGAGGCAAGCACACGCUGAUCCUCUACAACUGCAAAGUGUCCAUGACCGGUGAGGUGGCGUACUCUGCUGCUAACGCCAAGUGCUCCGCUAACCUCAAGGUCAAAGAACUCCCGCUGAACUUCCUCACACCCAUGACUGAUGUUCAGGUCUAUGAGAAGGACGAUGCGAGGUUUGAGGUCGAGGUGUCAAGAACUCCAAAGACUUUCCGUUGGCUCAAAGGCUCACAGGAGCUGCAGAGCGAUGAAAAGUACGAGGUGAUCCAGGAGGGAAAUUUGUACGUUCUGGUGAUCCGAUCGGCCGCCUACGAUGACGAGGCAAAGUACAUGUUUGAGGCUGAGGACAAGAGGACGACGGGCAAACUGGUUAUACAAGGUAUUCGCCUAGAGUUUGUCAAAACAAUCAAGGAUGUGACAGUAAAGGAGCGUGAAACAGCUGAAUUCAGCGUGGAGCUGUCACAUGACAAGAUCCCAGUGGUCUGGUACAAGAACGACGUCCGACUUCAUCCCAGCAAAGUUGUUCACAUGUCGGCACAGGCGAAGGUUCACACACUGGCCUUCAAGGAAGUCACCAUCGACGACACGUCCAUGAUCAAAGUAGAGGCCAUGGACAAGAGCAUGACCGCCAUGCUCACUGUCAUCGAGGGUGACGCCUACUUCACCACCAAGCUGCACAACUACACGGCAGUGGAGAAGGACGAGGUGAAGCUGGUCUGCGAGCUGAGCAAGGCUGUAGCUGAUGUGAAAUGGUUUAAGGAUGGAAAGGAGAUCACCCCCUCCAAGAACAUCGCCAUUAUCACCGAUGGCAAGAAGCGCAUCCUGAUGGUGAGGAAGGCGGAGAAGGCCAACAUUGGAGAGUACACCUGCGACUGCGGCUCAGACAAAACCACAGCCAAGCUCAACAUUGAAGAGCGGGAUAUCAAAGUUGUCCGUCCGCUGUACAGUGUGGAGGUCACGGAGACAGAAACAGCCAAGUUUGAGACGGAGAUUUCUGAGGAAGAUGUCCAUGGAAACUGGAAGCUGAAAGGAGAAGCUCUUCAUCAGUCAGCUGAUGUUGAGAUUAAGGAGGAAGGAACCAGACACUUGCUGAUCCUCUACAACGUCUGCAUGGACAUGGCAGGACCCGUUGACUUCUCUGCAGCCAACGCCAGAUCCAGCGCCCAGCUCAGAGUCAAAGCUCGGUCCAUCACGCUGAUCCAUCCUCUGAAGGACGUGACGGUGACAGCUGGAGAGACGGCCAUCUUUGAGUGCGAGCUGUCGUACGAGGGCAUCGCAGUGGAGUGGUUCCUGGGAGGGCAGAGGAUGGAGGCCAGUGACCGGGUGAAGACUCGGGUGGCGGGCCGAGUUCACACUUUGACUGUCCGUGAUGUGAACCUGUCGGAGGCCGGCGAGGUCAAACUAACCGCCAAGGACUUCCAGACUCAGGCUCAGCUUAUCGUCAGAGAGCCACCAGUUGAGUUCACAAAGCCUCUGGAGGAUCAGACGGUGGAGGAGGAAGCCACAGCUACUCUGGAGUGUGAGGUUUCCCGUGAGAAUGCUGAGGUACGAUGGUUCAGGGAGGGACAGGAGCUCAGAAAGACCAAGAAGUACGACACCAUCGUGGACGGACGCAAGAGAGCUCUGAUCAUUCACGACUGCUCUCCUGAAGAUGCCAAGUUGUACACGUGUGAUGCCAAAGACUUCAAGACUUCUUGUUUCCUGGAAGUUACACCUCCGUAUGUUGAGUUUACAAAGCCUCUGCAGGAUGUUGAGGUCAGAGAGAAGGAGUCUGCCAAGUUUGAAUGUGAAGUUUCUCGAGAGUCUGCCAAGGUUCGCUGGUUCAAGGACGGUGGUGAGAUCAGGAAAGGAAAGAAGUACGAGAUCAUCGCCAAGGGAGUCCAGAGAAUCCUUAUCAUUCACAAGUCUGUGUUUGAUGACGAGGCCGAGUACGAAUGUGAUGCGAGAACCUCCAAGACCUCUGGCAUGCUCACCGUCAUCGAGGAGGCAGCCAGGUUUACAAAGAACCUGUCCAACGUGGAGGGAACAGAGACGAACACUGUGAAGAUGAUCUGCGAAGUGUCGAAGGCUGGUGCUGAGGUUACCUGGUAUCGUGGGGACGAGGAGCUCCCGGAGGGAGGUCGCUAUGAACAACAGACUGACGGACGCAAGAGGAUCCUGAUCAUCCGGGACCUGAGGAUGGAGGACGCUGGCGAUUACAACUGUAGGCUGAGUCCCACUGUCAGGACAUCUGCCACACUCAAACUCAACGAACUGGCAGCUGAGUUCAUCGCCCGGCCUCAGAACCAGGAAGUGGUGGAGGGCGAGAAGGCAGAGUUCUCCUGCUCUGUCUCCAAAGACACCUACGAAGUAAAAUGGUUCAGAGGAGACAAAGAGAUAGAAGCUGGAGACAAGUACAGCAUCAUCAGUGAAGGAAAACGAAGAGCUCUUAUUGUGAAAAGCUGUGAGCUGAAGGACGAGGGAGGCUACACUGCACACAUUGGCACUGUUAAAGCCGUGGCAGAUCUGCUAGUGAUCGAAAAACUGAGGAUCAUAACUCCGAUCAAAGACACAGAGGUGAAGGAGGCAGGCGAGAUCGUGUUUAACUGCGAGGCAAACACGGAAGGAGCGAAGGCCAAGUGGCUGAAGAAUGAAGAGACCAUUUUUGAGAGCAGCAAGUACAUGAUGGCUCAAAGGGACAACGUCUUCUCUCUGAGGAUCAGAGACGCCCAAAAGGCUGACGAGGCCGUCUAUACCGUUAGCCUGACCAAUCACAGAGGAGAGCACGCCAAGUGCACUGCCAGCGCUAAAGUGGCAGAGGAGAAACUGAGGUUCUUGGAGCCCAUCGAGGACAAUGAGACUCAGGAGAAGAAGACCAUCAGCUUCGUCUGUAAGGUGAACAGGCCCGGGGCGACGGUGAGGUGGCUGAAGGCUGGUCAGGAGGUGACGCUCAGCAAACGCAUCGUCUACAGAGCCGAUGGCCUGAAGCACAGCCUGACCAUUAAGGACUGCAUCAUGGAAGACGAGGGCGAGUACACGGCCGUGGUCGGAGAUGACAAAUGUGCAGCUGAGCUGAUCAUUAGCGAGGCACCCACAGACUUCACGGCACAGCUCAAAGACCAGACCAUUACAGAGUUCGAGGAUGCAGAGUUCACUUGCAAGCUGAGCAAGGAGAAGGCUGCCGUCAAGUGGUACAGGGAAGGACGCGAGAUUCGAGCGGGCCCCAGAUAUCAAAUGGAAAAAGAAGGAAAGACGUGCAGACUGAUCAUCAAGGUGUGCAGGCCUGAUGACGAGUGUGAAUACGCCUGUGGUAUGGAUGAGAGGAGGACGAGAGCGAGGCUCUUUGUUGAAGAGACCCCAGUGGAAAUCAUCAGACCACCUCGGGACGUGUUCGAACCUCCAGGUUCAGACAUCGUGUUUGAGGUGGAGCUCAACAAAGACAGGGUGGAGGUGAAGUGGAUGAGGAACAACAUGAUCAUCGUCCAGGGAGACAAAUACCAGAUGAUCAGCGAGGGUAAAGUCCACAGACUGCAGGUCUGUGAAAUUAGACCCAGGGAUCAGGGAGAGUACAGGAUCGUGGCCAAAGACAAGGAUGCCCGAGCCAAGCUGGAGCUGGCAGCUGUUCCAAAGAUUAAAACCACCGACCAGAACCUGGUGACAGAUGCCGGUAAACCCUUUGUCAUGACUGUGCCUUACGACGCGUACCCUCGUGCUGAUGCUGAGUGGUUUUUUGAGGGCACCAGUCUUCCUGUCCAGAAUAUUGACACCUCUUUGGACAAGACCGAGUACCGCCUGAAGAGCCCUGCCAAGGAGGACCAGGGCCGGUACAAGGUGGUAAUUAAGAACAAGCAUGGUGAGGGUGAAGCCUUUAUCAACCUGGACGUGAUUGAUGUACCGGGACCCAUCAAGAACCUGAGAGUGGUUGACACUGUUGAUGGCGAGGUGAGUUUGGCCUGGGAGGAACCUGAGAAUGACGGUGGCAGCAAGAUUAUCGCCUAUGUUGUAGAAAGACGGGAUGUGAAGCGCAAGACCUGGACUGUGGCUACAGAUCGUGCUGACACUCCAGAGUACUGCGUCAGUGGCCUGCAGAAGGAAUCCUUUUACCUCUUCAGAGUCUGUGCUCGAAACAGAGUUGGCAGCGGACCCACUGUUGCAACCGAAGAUGCCGUUCAGGCCAAAAACAAGUUUGAUGUUCCAGAUGCUCCUGAAAAUGUUGCAGUAGAGUCAGUGAACAAGUUUGGUGCCACCAUCACUUGGGAGCCCCCCAAGUUUGACGGUGGCUCUGAGAUCACUGCUUAUGUGAUUGAGCUCCGUGACAGAACAUCUGUUAAGUGGGAGGCAGCCUUAGUCUGUGCUGCCGAUGACCGCUUGGCUAUGCUGAACGACGUGGUGGAGAACAAGGAGUACAUCUUUAGAGUCCGAGCAGAGAACAAGGCUGGCAUCGGCAGGCCCAGUGCUGCCACCAACCCCGUCAAGAUCAUGGAUCCCAUCGAGAGGCCGAGCCCACCUCUGAACCUGAACUUUAGUGACCAAAUCAAGACGGCAGUCACGUUGACCUGGGAGACGCCCGUAAACAAUGGUGGCAGCAUGAUUACAGGAUACAUCAUUGAGAAAUGUGAGGACGGCUCUGACAAGUGGCUCCGCUGCAACGCCAGACUGUGUCCUGACCUCUCCUACCGGGUGUCUGGACUAAAACCUGGUCAGAAGUACCUCUACAGAGUUUGCGCUGAGAAUGCCGCUGGUGUCUCCGAUCCAGCCGAGCAGCUGGGACCACUGCUUGCCGAUGAUCCUCAUGUUGGUCCAACCUUUGACCUGAGUGGUUUCAGGAAAGGCCUGGAGGUGAUUGUUCCUCAGCCUCUAACAGUUAGAGUUCCCAUUACUGGAUACCCGACCCCUGUGGCCAAGUGGACCUUUGGCGAGAAGGAGCUGACCCCAGCAGAUGAGCGUGUCUCCAUGGUGACGAAGCCUACGUACACAGAGCUGACGAUAUCUCCUAGUGUUCGUCCGGACAAAGGCAUCUACACCCUGCAGCUGGAGAACGACGUAUCCUCUGUCUCUGGAGAUAUUGAUGUCAACGUCAUCGCAUGCCCCAGUGCUCCGAAGGACUUCAAAGUGGCUGAAGUGACCCGUCACCAUGUCCACCUGAUGUGGGAGGCACCUGAACACGAUGGAGGAAGUCCAGUGACACACUAUCAGAUUGAGAAGAGAGAAGUUUCUCGCAAGACAUGGGCCAAGGUGGCUGCUGGCAUCCUUGACCUGGAGCACACGGUAACAGACGUGAUUGAAGGAAAGGAGUAUCUGUUCAGCGUCUCUGCAUGCAACAAGUGUGGACCUGGAGAGCCAGCCUACAUUGAUGAGCCCAUCAAUGUCUCUUCUCCUGCAACUGUACCUGAUCCACCUGAGAACCUUAAGUGGCGCGAUAAGAGUGCCAAGACCAUUUUCCUGUCCUGGGAGCCUCCAAAAUAUGAUGGUGGUGCCCAUAUUAAAGGCUAUGUGGUGGACAAGUGCCAGCGUGGUACUGACAAGUGGGAACCCUGCGGUGAUCCCAUCCCUGAACUCAAGUUCCAGGUUACCGGCCUGGUCGAGGGCCAGUGGUACGCCUACAGAGUCAGAGCUUUUAACAAGCUGGGAGCCAGCCGACCUUGCAGGGCUACCGAUGAGAUCCAAGCUGUGGACGCUAAGGAACCUCCUGAGAUCCAGCUCGAUGUGAAGUUGCUGGCUGGUUUAACCACCAGAGCUGGCACCAAAAUUGAGCUUCCUGCAGAUGUGAAAGGGAAGCCCGAUCCCCGGGUGAAGUGGACCAAAGCAGACGUGGUCCUGCGGGCUGAUAACCGCAUUACUAUCGACACCCAGCCAGGACACUCAAAGGUUUCCAUUGACAACACCACCAGAGGAGACACCGCCACGUACAUUAUUGAGGCAGUCAAUGCCUGUGGACGUGCCACUGCCACUAUUGAUGUCAACAUCCUGGAUAAACCGGGCCCUCCAGCUGCUUUAGAUAUCUCUGAAAUCACCAACGAAUCCUGCGUCCUGGCCUGGAACCCACCCAGAGAUGAUGGCGGGUCUCCCAUCACCAACUACAUUGUGGAAAGUCGUCAGACUGAUAAGGAGGAGUGGGUCAAGCUGUCAGCCACGGUGAAGCACACCACCUUCAAGGCCACCAAGCUCACAGCAUUGAAAGAGUACAUUUUCAGGGUCAGUGCUGAGAACCAGUAUGGUAUUGGUGAACCUGCAGAGCAUGUGCCAAUCACUGCCAAGUAUUCCUUCGAUCCUCCGGGUCCUCCAACCAGAACCACUCCCUCUGACAUCGCCAAGGACGCUGUCACUCUGACCUGGUUAGAGCCUGACGAGGAUGGCGGUAGCCCCAUCACUGGAUACUGGAUUGAGAAGUUAGAUCCGGAGAGUGACAAGUGGAUCAGAUGUAACAAACUGCCCAUCACGGACACAACAUUCAGGGUAAAGGGUCUAACCGCCAAGAAGAAGUACCGCUUCCGUGUUCUGGCUGAAAAUCUAGCUGGACCUGGAAACCCAAGUGCAGAGACUGAUCCCAUCCUCAUCAAAGAUCCUAUUGAUCCUCCAUGGGCUCCUGGUAAACCUGUCAUCAGGGACAUUGCCAAGACCUCAGCCCUGUUAGGAUGGACUCGUCCAGAGCACGAUGGUGGGGCUAAGAUUGAAGGCUACAUCAUUGAGUUCCAGAAGGCUGGAAGCGAGGAAUGGAUCAAGAUUGCAGAGGAUGUUCCUCAGACUGAGCAUCAGCUGAAGGGCCUAAUAGAAAAGCAAGAAUACUCUUUCAGAGUCAGGGCCGUCAAUAAGGCUGGUGAGAGCGAACCCAGUGAGCCCAGUGACCCCGUGGUCUGCAAGGAGAGACUCUAUCCUCCAUCAGCCCCUCAGUGGCUGGAGGUGGCAAACAUCACCAAAAUUAACGCAGACCUAAAGUGGCAGCCUCCCAGCAGUGAUGGCGGCUCACCCAUCACCAACUACGUGGUUGAAAAGAGGGACGUGAGGCGGAAGGCGUGGCAGACUGUCGACACCACCGUCAAGGAACAGAAGUAUACGGUUACCCCUCUCAACGAAGGAUCGCUGUAUGUGUUCCGGGUUGCUGCAGAGAAUGCCGUUGGGAUGGGUGAAUUUUGUGAGCUGGAGGAUGCCGUUCUUGCCAAGGACACUUUUACAACUCCUGGACCUCCUUAUGCACUGACGGUGGUGGAAGUCACCAAGAGACAUGUGGAGCUGAAGUGGGAACCUCCCAAUAGCGAUGGUGGAAGACCAAUAACAAAGUAUGUGAUUGAGAAGAAAGAAAAGGUGGGAACUCGCUGGCUGAAGUGCUGCAAAACUCCAGACAGAAAGACUCAGUUCAAGGUAACGGAUGUUGAUGAAGGUUCAGAAGUGCAGUUCCAGGUCAGAGCUGAGAACGAGGCUGGAGUUGGAGAUCCAAGUGAACCCACCGUGAUUCUCACCAUUGAAGAUCCAACCAGUGCACCAUCACCUCCACUUGAAGUGGUCAUCCCUGAUGCCAGCAGGGAGCACAUCAAUGUCACCUGGAAGCCUCCAGUCAAGGACGGGGGUUGUCCAGUCACUGGGUACCAUGUGGAGGUGGCAGAAGCCCGUCCAGAACUAAAGUGGCUCAGGGUCAACAGCAGACCCAUCAAGGAGCUAAAGUUCAGGAUAGAUGAUGGAAUCAAACCUGAGAAAAAGUAUGUCAUUAGGGUUCGGGCCAUCAACUCUGUUGGAGUCAGUGAUCCCUCUGAUGUAUCUGAUAAGGUCGCCACCAAAGAUCCUGACUGUGCUCCAACCAUGGAUUUGGAAGCAAAGGACGUGAUAGUGGUUGAAGGUGAGAAGCUGCACCUCAAUGUUCCCUACAGGGCAAUCCCGACACCCAAGAUGGUUUGGCAGAAGGACACUGUGGAGUGUAAGGCCGGUGACCGGCUCUCCUUGACAGUGGAGAUGAACAGCGCCCACCUGGAGCUGCUCAAGUGCACCCGUGAUGAUGCUGGCGCCUAUGCCAUCACUCUGGAAAACAGUCUGGGAACUGCCACUGGAACCGUCAAUGUCAAAGUCAUCGGACUCCCUGGUCAGUGUAAAACUAUCACCUCCAGUGACGUCACCAAGAACAGCUGCAAGGUCAGCUGGGAAGCUCCAGAGGAUGAUGGCGGCACCCCCAUUGUCAGCUAUACCCUGGAGCGCCGUGAAGCAUCCAAAAAGACUUACAUGCCCGUUAUGUCGGGAGAAAAUGUCCUAACAAGUACUGUCAAAGAUCUCUUUGUCAACUGUGAGUACUACUUCAGGGUGAAAGCUGUCAACAAGGUUGGAGCGGGAGAAUAUCUGGAGUUACAAAACCCGGUCAUUAUAGAGGAAAUAAAACAGAAACCAGACCCACCCAUCCAAGUGGAGGCUCAUGACCCAACGUCCAAGUCCAUCACAGUCACCUGGAAGGCUCCAGACUACGAUGGCGGCUGUCCCAUCCAGGGCUACAUCAUAGAGAAGAUCGAGAAGGACGGCGACCGCUACGAGAGGGUCACACCAAGCCUGGUUCCUGGUUUCUCCUACGUGGUGAUGGGCCUAAAGGAGGACAUGGAGUACCAGUUCAGGGUCAGAGCUGAGAAUGCUGCUGGAGUCAGCGAACCGUCACGCAGCUCACAGCCCAUCAAGGCUGCAGACCCUGUUGAAAAACCCAAGGUCACCCUGCAUGCCCGUGUUCAAUCUGGGCUCUGCAUCAAGAAAGGUGAGGAAAUCUGCAUUGAUGCCUACAUCUCUGGCUCCCCAUAUCCCAAAGUCACCUGGCUGAGAAAUGAUGAGGAUGUCACCAAAGAGCCCACCAAGAAGUUCAUUCCUGUUAUCAAGAAGAAGAAGACCAAAGCCAAGGUUCCAGAACCAGAGGAGGAGUUUGUGACUCCCCUGCGUGAGCGUCUGGGUAUAGACCAGACCAAGAAGGGACAAUCUGCACUGAUGAUCCGUGAUGCCGUCAGAUCCGAUCACGGCAGCUUCACUAUCAAGGUGGAAAACACACAUGGUGUUGCCACCGCUUCCUGCGUCGUCAACGUCCUAGACAAACCUGGUGCUCCGAUUAACUUCACCUUUGAUGAGAUCAGGAACACGUCGGUCAUCUGUAACUGGGAGCCUCCUGAGGAUGAUGGUGGCAGCGAGAUCCUGAACUACAUUCUGGAGAAGAAAGACAACAAGAAGGACGAGAUUGGCUGGAUUACCGUCACUUCUACCCUGAAGGGCACCAGCUGCCCCGUCACCAAGCUCAUCGAAGGGAAGGAGUACAUCUUCAGAGUCACUGCUGAAAACAAGUAUGGCUGUGGUCCACCGUGCAUCUCCGAACCACUCGUUGCCAAGAACCAGUUCAGUCCUCCUGAUGCUCCCAACACUCCCAGAGUCCAUGAGGUGACGGCAAGCACCGCGCACAUCUCCUGGCAUGAGCCAAAGGACAAUGGAAGCCCGAUCCUGGGUUACUGGAUCGAGAGGAAAGAGGUGAACAGCAAACACUGGACCAGAGUCAACCGAGCCCUCCUCAACUCUCUCGAGGUGAAGGUGACUGGCCUGAUGGAGGGCUUAACCUACAUCUUCAGGGUCUGUGCUGAGAAUCUGGCUGGCCCUGGGCCCUUCAGUGAUCCAACCGAUCGCAUUGUCGCGAUGGAUGAAAUCCUGCCUCCUGGUCCACCGAUUCCGUGGAUCGUGGACACCGGAAAGGACUCUGUUGUUGUGGCGUGGAAGCCCCCGCUGUACAAUGGUGGUGGAGACAUCCUGGGAUACCACGUUGAGAAGGUUCUGGCCGGAGAGAAAGACUGGAGCCGCAGCACCGAGUUCAGGUGUAAAGAGCUGACGUACACUGUGACCGGCCUCACUGAGGGAGCAGAUUAUUAUAUCCGGGUUCUUGCAGUCAAUGACGCAGGCCCAGGAGCUCCUGGUGUUACUGAACCCGUUACUGUCAAAGAGCCCCAAGAAUCUCCUGUUGUGGAUUUCGAUGACUCUGUGAAGAACGGCGUCAUGAUUAAGGCUGGCGAGUCUCUGAGGCUUCCUGCUGUGGUCCGUGGUCGACCCCAGCCGGAGGUAAAAUGGGCCAAAGAUGAGGCUGAAAUCGACAAAGAGAGGAUGAUUGUGGAGACCGUGGGGAAGAAUAGUACAUUGUUCAUCAAGAAGGCUGUGAGGGCAGAUCACGGAAAGUACCAGAUCACCGGCACCAACAGCAGCGGGAGCAAGACCGCCGAGACAAGAGUGGAUGUUAUGGAUGUUCCUGGGCCGGUGGUUGACUUGAAGGCUGUUACAGUUACCAAGAAGAACAUCGUCCUCACCUGGUCUGACCCCGUGGAUAAUGGUGGCAGCGAUAUCAUUGGUUAUGAGGUGCUGAGGAAGGAUGCCAAUAUGAAGCUUUUCCGCCAGCCCAUUGAGACUGCAUCCUGCAAGUGUGAUGUCCAAGGCCUGCUGGCUGGCGAGGAGUAUGAUUUCAGAGUCAUUGCCAGGAACAAGUAUGGUGAUGGACUUCCAGCAGACCUGGGUCCCAUCUUAGCUGAGGAUCCAAAAGGUACACCAUCUGCCCCAGAGAAACUGCACUACACCAACAGAAGCAAGAACACCAUCACUCUGGCCUGGCAGCCUCCUCGCACUGAUGGUGGCAGCCCCAUCAGAGGAUACUAUGUGGAGAAGAUGAGGUCUGACAGCACCGAGUUUGAAGUGGCCAACCGCAAGAUCUUCACUGAGUGCUGUGGAACCAUUGAGAACCUGUCGGAGAACCAGGAGUAUGACUUCCGUGUCAAAGCCGUGAACGAGGUUGGAGAAGGAGAUCCAUCCAAAAGAAUCACCGUCAAGAUCCAGGAUGAUGAGAUUGCUCCCAGCAUUACAAUCUUGAAAUUCAUCAAGAGCAACGCCAUCAAUGUGAGGAAAGGCGCCGCCAUCGACAUCCCAGCAGAAGUGAGGGGACUUCCUCUGCCGACACUGCAGUGGAUGAAGGAUGACGUCGUGAUUGAGAAGACUGAUGAGGAGAAGAUGACAAUGGAGACUGAGGAGGUGGACCGGACAACCUUAAGGACGAAGAUUGCCAUCCCAGUAACCAUAAGGCAGGACAAAGGCAGCUACAAGCUGGUUGCUGAAAACUGCCACGGGAAAGCUCAGCAGAUCAUCAAAGUCGAGAUCCUCGACCGUCCUCUUCCUCCACGGAACAUCGUGGUCUCGGACAUCAAAGCAGACUCGUGCUACCUGACCUGGGACGCUCCAGAAGACAAUGGAGGAAGUGAGAUUACCAACUACAUUGUUGAGCGCAGAGAUGCAAGCAAGAAAAAGUCUGACUUUGAUGUUCUGACCAUCAACCUCAUUGACAGGAGAUUUGGGGUGUACAAACUGGACUUGAAUGGUACCUACCAGUUCAGGAUCAAAGCUGAAAACAAAUAUGGCGUCAGUGAUGGCUGCGACUCAGAGAAAGUCCAGCUGCGGGAUCCAUUUGGUCUUCCUGGACCUCCACGUAAUCCAAAAAUUAUCGCUGCUACAGCGACCACAAUGACCGUGACUUGGGAUCCCCCUCUGGACAACGGUGGUUCCACCAUCCAGGGAUAUUGGCUGGAGAAGAGGGAACGUGGUGCUGUGUACUGGGGUCGUGUCAACCGAGCUCCAGUCACCAAACCGGCAGUGAAAGGCCUGCAGUACACCGUGCUGAAGCUCAUAGAAGGAACAGAGUACCAAUUCAGGAUUUCAGCCUGCAAUGCUGCUGGUGUUGGACCGCCCAGCGAGGCCACAGAGUGCCGCUUUGCUGUGGAUCCAUGCAACCCCCCAAGCAUACCUGGAAAUCCUGAAAUUAAAGACAAGACCAAGAACAGCGUCACUCUAACCUGGACCCCACCGGACAAAGAUGGCGGUAGCCCAAUCAAGGGUUACAUUAUUGAGGUUCAUGAGGAGGGCUCUCCUGAUUGGAGGAGAGUGAAUCCUGCUGAUAAGCUCCACCCCUCCACUGAAAUCACUGUACCUGACCUGAAGGAAGGCAAGAAGUGCAAGUUCAAGAUUUACGCGGUGAACUCUGCUGGAAACUCAGAGCCUGCUAGGACUGGUGACAUCCUGGUUCAGGACAUCCUGAUUGAGCCAACGGUGACUCUCGAUGUGACUGCUCACGACCUGCUGAACUGUAGAGCAGGAACGACCAUUAAGAUUCCUGCCACCAUCACCGGCCGACCUGUCCCCAAAGUCACCUGGACUUUCGAUGGAACGGCUGAGACUGAGAAAAAGAACGAUCUACACACUCUGCCAAUUGACUCAGAGAUACAUUCCACCGACACAACCUCAGUGAUUGAGAUCCCAGCCUGCAAACUAAACCACAGUGGCAGAUACAUCAUCAAUGCAGAGAGCCCUGCUGGACACAAAGUGGUCAAAGUCAGAGUCAGCGUCCUCGACCUGCCCGGACCUCCCAGAGACCUGAAGAUUAGCGACGUGACCAGGGGAACAUGCAGACUCACCUGGAAACCCCCAGAGUGUGAUGGAGGAGAGAGGGUUAAGAGCUACUUUAUUGAAAAGAAAACAGCAGAGGGAAAAGCAUGGACCAAGGUAAACCCGGCCUGCGCUGCUCAGUCUCUGGUGGUUCCAGAUCUGAAUGAAGGCCAGGAGUACUUUUUCCGUGUACGUGCUGAGAACCGCUUUGGGUUUGGCCCCUACAUCGCAACCAUUCAAAGGACCAAGGCCAGAGAUCCAAUCCAUCCUCCCGAUCCUCCAACAAGGUUGAAGAUCCAGAGCGUCAGGAAGGGCACAGUAACUCUGACCUGGAAGGCUCCAAAGAACGAUGGUGGUUCACCUGUAACCCACUACAGCGUUGAUCUCCUCUGCUGGGACAGCAGUGGCACCCAGAAGGAGUCCUGGAGGAGGUGCAACAGGAGAGACGUGGACACUACCAGCUUUAAAGUGGAGGACCUUACAGAGGGAGAUGAGUAUGAGUUCAGGGUGAUGGCUUACAAUGAAGUCGGACCCAGCCGACCUUCAUCUACUGCUGGACCAAUCACCAUCCAGGACCAGAGCUGUGCUCCAUCCAUCGAGCUGAAUGAGUUCAUGGAGGUGGAGCAGGGCUCCGACAUUAGCAUUGUGGCCCAAAUUCGUGGCUGUCCAUUCCCUACACUCACCUGGUACAAGGCUCCGCCCCACAAGUCCGACGCCAAGGUGGAGGUUCAGUACGACGAGCAUAUAAAUAAGAUUGUUUCGGACGACAGCUGCACACUGCUCAUCCAGCAGGGCAAACGUCCCGACACAGGCCUGUACACGCUGGUGGCUUCCAACAGCCUCGGCAAGGCCUCCAAGGAGAUGAGGCUCAACGUGCUUGGCCGUCCCGGUCCUCCCUCUGCUCCCAUUAAGUUUGAGGAGAUUGGAGCUGAGAAGAUCACGCUUUCUUGGCUGCCGCCGAAGGACGACGGUGGCUCCAAAGUCACAAACUACGUCAUCUGGAGGCGGGUGGCCAACAGAAAGACUUGGGUGCCUGUCACCAGUGAGCCGAAAGAGCGGAUCUGGACAGUGGAGAACUUGAUGACGGGACAUGAGUACGUGUUCCGCAUUAUGGCACAGAACAAGUAUGGAGUCGGAGAGCCACUGGACAGUGAGCCCGAGGUGGCCCGAGAUCUCUACACUGUACCUGGUCAGGUUGAAAAGCCGACAGUUACCAGCGUAACCAUGGACUCCAUGACCGUUAACUGGGAAGAACCUGAGGACGAUGGGGGGUCCCCGAUCACUGGCUACUGGCUGGAGCGCAAGGAGACAACUGGCAAACGCUGGACCCGUGUCACCCGCGACCCGAUCCGUCCCAUGGGCCUGGGCGAGUCGUUUGUGGUGAGCGGACUCAUUGAGGGAUCCCAGUAUCUAUUCCGAGUCUCUGCCAUCAACGCCGCAGGGCCCGGACUUGCCAGCCCUCCCACUGACCCCAUCUUUGCCAGAGACCCUAUCACGCCGCCAUCUCCUCCAACCCCAAAGGUUUCUGACUGGACAAAGUCUACGGUGGACCUGGAGUGGAUUCCUCCUCUGAAGGAUGGAGGCUCCAAGAUCAUUGGUUAUUGGGUGGAGCACAAAGAGGAGGGCACUGAAGCCUGGGUCAAGGCCAAGGACACGGAAAUCCGUGGCACCCGAUUUGUGAUCACUGGUCUGAAGACUGGUGGUAAAUACAGGUUCAGAGUGAUUGCCUUCAAUGCUGCCGGCAAUGGUGAGCCAGGAGAAGUCCCAGAGGUUCUCGAGGUGAAUGACAGAAUUGUUGCGCCUGAGGUCGACUUGGAUGCCUCGGUGAAGGAAAGAAUAGUGGUCCAUGCUGGCGGCGUGAUCCGCAUCAUUGCCUACGUGUCAGGCCAGCCAUCCCCUGAUGUCACCUGGAGUAGAGAUGGAGCUGCACUGCCUCCUGAGGCUAAAGUGGAGACGACAGCCAUCAGCUCGUCUCUUGUCAUCAAACCUUGCACUAGGAAACACCUUGGUGUGUACAUACUGACCGCCAAAAAUGCUGGAGGAGAGAAGACAAAGAAGAUCACAGUGGAAGUUCUGGAUGUUCCCGGGCCAGUAGGCAUCCCCUUAGUUGCAGAGAACCUGAGCAGUGACUCCUGCAAAAUCAACUGGUUCUUCCCUGAGAAUGAUGGCGGCUCACCUAUAAGCAACUUCGUUAUUGAGAAACGUGAGGCUGAGCGCAAAGCCUGGACGUCGCUGUCCUACACCGCCAGCAGACAGAACGCUGUGGCUCAUGACCUCACACCUGGAAAGGCCUACUUCUUCAGAGUAGCUGCAGAGAAUGCCAUCGGUAUUGGACCCUUUGUGGAGACUGCAGCUGAGAUUGUCAUCAAGGAACCCAUCAGUGUUCCAGACCGUCCAGAGGAGGUAGAAGUCACCAAGGUCACCAAAGAUUUGAUCAGCAUCGCUUGGAAGGCGCCCAAGUAUGACGGUGGCUCAGAGAUCACUAUGUAUAUCCUGGAAGCACGCAUGAUUGGCAAAGACAAAUUCACUAGACUGACAAAGGAGAACCUGAUGGACAGGAAAUACACCUACGAUGGCCUCAGGGAGGGUGACACCUAUGAGUUUAGGGUCAUUGCUGUCAAUGAGGUUGGCCCCAGCAAACCAUCUUUCUGCACCAAACCAGUCACCUGCAAGGACGAGCUAGAGCCGCCAACCAUUGAGCUGGAUUUCCGCGAUAAGAUCAUCAUCCGUGUGGGGGAGAGCUGCCUGCUGCAGGGCCGCUAUACUGGUAAACCACCUCCAUCCAUCACGUGGUAUCGUGAUGACAAGGAGCUGAAAGCUGACAAACACAUCAUGUUCAAGAACACGCUAACCACCAUGUCGCUGGGCCUGAUGAAGGCAGAGCGUGAACACAGCGGCAGAUACGUGGUCGUUGUAGAGAACAGUACCGGAUCCAGGAAGGGAGUCUGCAACAUCACGGUUGUUGACCGUCCGACUCCUCCUGUUGGCCCAGUGGUGUUUGAGGAGGUUCACAGGGAAUACAUGGUGAUCUCCUGGAAGCCUCCUCUGGACAGUGGUGGUGUUGAUGUCUCUAAUUACAUAAUUGAGAAAAGAGACAUCAACAGAGAAACCUGGACCACAGUAACAUCUGCCUCCACCAAGACCACAUGCAAAAUCCCCAAGCUGACAGAGGGCAGGGAGUAUAUAAUGAGAAUCUGUGCUGAGAACAUGUACGGUAUCAGCGACCCUCUGGAAUCUGAGGAGAUGAAAGCCAAAGAUCUCUUCAGAGUCCCCGAAGCCCCUGAAAUGCCAACAGUCAGGGAGGUGUAUGGCACCAAUGCUCUAGUGCUGUGGAACCGACCUCGUGAUGGUGGAAAGCCCAUCACCAACUACAUCCUGGAGAAAAAAGAGACCACAGCCAAGAGGUGGUCCAGGGUCACCAGAGACCCACUGUACCCAGCCACUCAGUAUCGAGUCCAGGAUCUAGUGGAGGGCUGCGAGUAUGAAUUCAGGGUGAUGGCUGAGAAUGAGCUCGGACCUGGAGAUCCCAGUGUCCCCUCCAAGCCCAUACUUGCCAAAGACCCUAUUGUGCGCCCCAGUCCUCCUGUGACCCCCGAGGCCUAUGAUAAGACCAAGGACUCUGUCAGCCUGAAGUGGAAGAUGCCACGCCACGACGGGAGGGGACGAAUCUUUGGAUACCUUGUGGAGUACCAGAAGCCUGGUGCCGUAGAGUGGAUGCAAGCCAACGAAACCCCAGAGCAGUGCCCUGACCUGCACUAUGUGGUGACAGGGCUGGCUGAAGGACACGAGUACAAAUUCAGGAUCUUCACUGUCAAUGCUGCUGGCAAAUCAGAUCCUGCUUAUGUCAAGGAUACCAUUAAAGUCCAUGACAGGCUUGAGGAACCAGAGUUGCUGCUGGAUGCCAACAUGGCACGUGACCACCUGGCCAUGCUGGGCACUGACAUCACCCUGAGUGCCACCAUCAAAGGUGUGCCGACGCCCACAGUCAGCUGGAAGAAGAAUGAUGCAGACGUUCCUGCUCACAUCACCGUUGCUGUUACUGCCACUGGCAGCAAAGUCUUCAUCCCGAAGUGCGUCCGUGCAGACUCUGGCAACUACACCAUCACUGUUGAGAAUGCUGCUGGGAAGAAGACAGCAACCGUUGCUGUGCUUGUGCUGAACAAGCCUUCUCCUCCCAGGGACUUGGUAAUCUCUGAUGUAACCAGUGAGUCCGCCUACCUCACAUGGAAGGCACCAGAGGACAAUGGUGGUGCCGUCAUCUCUCAUUACAUCGUGCAGAAGAAGGACGUGGCUGCUGAGCAGUGGGUACCUGUUGCUGCAGCCAAUAAGAAACUGAGUCUGAUGGCCAUGUACCUGAUGGAAGGAAUCCAGUACUUGUUCAGGGUAGCUGCAGAGAACCAGUUUGGCAGGAGUGAUUAUGUAGUGACCAAAACACCCAUCAAGGCUGUCGAUCCUCUCUAUCCUCCUGGCCCGCCCAAGAACCUGCACCACACUGAUGCAGAUAAGACAGAGGUUUGGUUGGCAUGGGAGUGGCCUGACCGCACCGGUGGAAGUGAAAUUACUGGCUUCAUUGUGGAGCACCAAGAAGAGGGUCAGACUGACUGGGUCACCUUCAAGACCGUAAGCAACAAUCACACCCAUGUCACAGGUCUGGAGGAGGGCAAGACUUACCGCUUCAGGGUCAAAGCUCAGAACGCCAUUGGCGUGAGCCGUCCCGACACCAGUGUCCCUGUCACAUGUCAGGAGAAAACAUUGCCACCUACUAUUGAAGUUGAUGUAAAGCUUAUUGAGGGUCUGAUUGUCAAAGCUGGCACCACUAUUGCUCUUCCAGCCAAGAUGGUGGGCAUCCCUCUUCCCACUGCCAAAUGGAUGACUGAUGGCAAAGAGAUCACAUCUGAGGGCCGCUAUCACAUUCAGUCAGCUGACUCCACAACCACCCUAAGUAUCCCUGAGUGCCAGAGAGCAGACACUGGAGAGUAUAUACUCACUGUGUCAAAUCCUGCAGGCAGCAAAACUGUUGCCCUUCAUGUGACUGUCCUGGAUCUUCCAGGUCCACCCAUUGGACCCAUUAAUAUUAUGGAAGUCACCCCUGAUUACAUGAUGAUCCAAUGGAGAGCCCCAAAGGAUGAUGGUGGAACACCUAUCACCAACUAUGUGGUGGAAAAGAAGGAUGUGAAAAAACCAUGGGAGCCUUGGUCUGUGGUUAGCUCCAGUGGCACAGUGACCAGAGCCAAGGUGUCCAGACUAGAGAAAGGCCGUGAGUACAUUGUCCGUGUGCGUGCGGAGAACAAGAUUGGUAUUGGUGCUCCACUUGAGAGUCCUCCAACUAUUGCCAAACACAUGUUUAACCCUCCCGGCCCACCAGGCCUACCAGAAUGUUCUGAUAUAACAGAGAAUGCUGUAACAGUGUCAUGGAGCCUGCCUGACUAUGAUGGAGGAAGUCCUAUCAGUGGUUAUGUGGUUGAACGCAGAGAAAUGACAGGAAAGUGGAUCCGUGUCAAUAAAACACCUGUUCUCGACCUCAGAUAUAGAGUCUCUGGCUUAUUUGAAGGGAACACUUAUGAGUUCAGAGUAUUUGCAGAAAACAUUGCUGGUAUCAGUGAGCCCUCGCUUACCUCUGAUCCCAUCAAGGCCACCCGAGCCAUCACCAAACCUGGCCCCCCUGGUAAUCUUAAACUGAAAGACUGGAGUAAGUCCCAUGCUGACAUCUGUUGGACCAAGCCUACAAGAGAUGGAGGUAGUCCCAUUCUGGGGUAUGUAAUUGAGGCUCAGAAGUCAGGAACUGCCCAGUGGGACAGAAUCAACAAAGACCUUGUCAAGAUGUGUGCCUAUAGAGUUCCAGGCCUUAUCGAAGGACUAGAGUACAGAAUCCGCAUCAGAGCCACCAAUAAGGUUGGAGACAGUGAACCCAGGGAGCUACCUCAGACUAUCUUGGCAAAGGACAUCCUGGUACCACCUGAAGUUGUUGUUGAUGUGUCAUGCCGUGACUCUGUGACAGUCAGAGCAGGUCAGAUUAUCAGUUUGAUCACUAGAGUCAAAGGCAGACCAGAUCCAGAAAUCACUUGGACCAAGGAUGCCAGAGCUUUGGCCAGGGAUAAGCGCACACAGAUGAACAACAACUACCCAGUGUGUGAACUCAUCAUAAACGAUGCAGUCAGAUCAGACUAUGGUAAAUAUGCUAUUGUGGCUAAGAACAGCAGCGGGCAGGCACAGGCUACCAUUCUUGUCAAUGUCCUAGACACACCGGGAGCUUGCCAGAAUAUAAAAGUGGCUUAUGUGACCAAGAAAUCCUGCAUGGUUUCCUGGGAGAACCCUGAAGAUAAUGGAGGAACUGAGAUCACUCAGUACAUUAUUGAAUGUCGUCAGCCCAGCCAGCGAGGAUGGACAGUGGUUUCCAAUGACUGCACUAAGCGUCUGAUAAAGGCUCCUCUUACAGAGAGUUGUGAAUAUUUCUUCCGGGUCAGCGCAGAGAACAAGAUUGGCACUGGUCCACCUACUGAGACCAAGACACCUGUAUUGGCAGUUGAUCCCAUUGAGAAACCUGGUGAACCCAUUGACUUCCAUAUAUCUGAGAUAGGCAAGACCUUCUGCUUCCUCAAGUGGAAGAAGCCAGAUUAUGAUGGUGGUAGCCGUAAUCUGGGUUAUCAUAUUGAAAAGAAACCAAAGGAGGCUGAUGAGUGGGAGAGGCUUCACAAGGGUGCCAUCAAGGAGACUUACUUCAUGGCCGACAGAUGUGUCGAAAACCAGAUCUACCAGUUCAGAGUUCAGACUAAGAAUGAGGGCGGUGAAAGCAACUGGGUUACCACAGCUGAAGUCAUGGUUAAGGAACAGUUAGUGAUGCCUGAGAUCAAGAUUAAAUUGGAUGGGACCCUUACAGUAAAAGCAGGAGACUCCAUUCCUAUAGAGGCAACAGUGACGGGCAAACCCCAGCCUGAUAUCAAAUGGACCAGGGAUGAAAGCACAGAGGAGAUUAAGAAGGGCCCCAGGCUUCAAAUCGAAAGUGGUGCAGACUUCUCUAAACUUCUGAUUACUGGAGCAAGGCGCACUGACAGUGGCAAAUAUGCUGUUACUGCCUCCAACAAUGCAGGGACAUGCUCUGCUCAUGCCAAGGUCAUUGUACUGGAUAGACCCGGCCCCAUCAGGGAUCUCAAGAUAUCCGGUAUCACUAAUGACAGGUGUCAUCUGGCCUGGGAAAUCCCAGAGGAUGAUGGUGGCUGUGAUAUCUACAACUACAUAAUUGAGAAAUGUGAGACCAAGAGGGAAGUCUGGUCUGUUCACUCCAAUGCCGUCAUCACCAACAAAGCAAAGGUAACUCGUCUUAUUGAGGGUAAUGAGUAUAUGUUCAGAGUUAGAGCUGAGAAUAAGAUGGGCUCUGGACCAGCAGUACAGAGUGAAGCCAUUGUUGCUGGAACGCAGUUCAGUGUACCUGGUGCUCCAGAAGCACCAGAGGUCACCAAGAUUGCCAAGGAGGAGAUGACUGUUCAGUGGUCAGAGCCAGAGAAAGAUGGUGGAAAGCCAAUCACAGGAUAUCUGUUGGAGAAGAAAGAGGAACAUGCUGUUAAGUGGUCUCCUGUCAACAAGGAUCCAAUUCCUGGAACUCGUUUCACAGUUACUGGACUCCUUCCACUUCAUGAAUACCAAUACAGAGUGAAGGCGGUGAAUGAAAUUGGCAUCAGCAACCCAAGCAAGGCUUCACGUGCAAUCACUGCUAAGGAUGCAGUUGAGCCUCCUGCACCUCCUACUAACUUGAAGGUUUUGGACAGCACCAAAUCCACAGUCACCUUGGGAUGGACCAAGCCGGUGUCAGAUGGCGGAGCUCCCAUCAUUGGUUAUGUUGUGGAGAUGAGGGCAAAGGGAUCUGUUAAGAAAGGUGAAGAUGGCUGGAAGAGGUGCAACGUGGCAGCUCAGCUGAUCACAUGCGAGUUCACAGUCACAAGUCUGGAUGAGAACCUUGUGUAUGAAUUCAGAGUGUCAGCUCAGAACCAGGUGGGCAUGAGCGUGCCGUGCAAUCUGGAAGGUGCCGUGAUUCCCAGGGAGAUUCUAGAGACACCCGAGAUAGACUUGGAUGCCAACCUGAAACAGGGAUUAACCGUAAGAGCCGGUUGUCCCAUCAGAUUAUGUGCCACCAUCAGAGGCAGACCACCUCCAAAGGUGAUUUGGAGGAGGAUGGGUAUUGACAACGUGGUCAGGAAGGGUAAAGUUGACAUCAUUGACACCAUGACCUUCCUGGUCAUUCCCAACAGCACACGUGAUGAAUCUGGAAAAUACUGCCUGACUCUGCAGAAUCCUGCUGGAGAGAAAGCUGUGUUUGUCAAUGUGAAGGUUCUGGACACUCCUGGACCUGUGAUGAAUCUGGAAGCUACAGACAUCAAACAGACAUCAGCAAUGCUGUCUUGGAGCCCUCCAGAGAACAAUGGUGGCAGUGACGUCACACAUUAUAUUGUUGAGAAGCGUGAGAUUGACCGUAAAACAUGGGCGACUGUCAAGGCUGAAGUAGCACUCGAUAAGAUUCCAUUCAAAGUCAACAAUCUGAUCCCAGGAACAGAAUACUACUUCAGGGUCACAGCUGUCAAUGAGUAUGGUUCUGGGGUUCCCAAAGUGACACCCACUUCUUACCUGGCUUCUGAUCCUGUCAGCAAGCCAGAUCCUUGUCAGAAAAUUGAAGUCCUAGAAAUUACAAAGAACAGCGCUUUGGUCGGGUGGGUGAAGCCUGCAAGGGAUGGUGGUGCCAAGAUUGAUGGUUAUGUAAUUGAGUACAUUGAGGUCAAACCUCCUCCAGAGCCACCAGCAGCUGUGGAGGUUCCUGAAGGAGAGGAAGCUCCUCCACCACCUCCACCACCACCAGUUGUAGAGGAGGAAGAGAAGCCAGAGCCUGAAAAGGAAGUGUGGAACGCUUAUACUACAGUUAAAGGUUUGACAGUCAGCAUCAGUGGACUGAAGGAGGGCAAGAGGUACAAGUUCAGAGUGGCUGCCAAAAACACCAUGGGUCUCAGCUUGUUCACUGAAACCAGAGACCCUGUCGAGAUCAAGGAACAGAUGUUGGAACCAAAGAUUGUCAUGCCAGAGGCAGCAAGUGCUAGAGCUGGAGCCAAGCUUAGAGUGGAGGCAGUGGUUUCAGGAAAACCGACCCCAACCUGCAAGUGGCUGCGUGGCGAAAAAGCCGUGGUUCCAUCCAGCUGCCUGGCUGUGCAUCAGUCAGGCAACUUGUGUGUGUUGAUCAUCAAAGACGUAUCAAGGACUGACACUGGAGAGUAUAGCCUUGUGGCUGAGAACAGCACUGCAAAGGUGACCCAGACCAUGAAGAUUGUCAUCAGAGAUAUACCCGGGCCUCCUGAGGGCCCUGUAGAGAUCAGCGAUAUUGACUCUGAUGCUUGUUCCUUAUCCUGGAAUAAACCUCUGGAGGAUGGAGGGAGCAACAUCACUAACUACGUGGUGGAGAAAUGUGAUGUGAGUAGAGGCGACUGGGUGACUGCUGUCUCUACAUGCCCAAAGACUAAUUGCCGGCUGGGAAAGCUUAUCCCUGGGAAGGAGUAUGUGUUCCGCAUCCGUGCUGAGAACCGCUUUGGCGUAUCAGACCCUGUUCAGUCCGACAGGAUGGUCGCAAAGUUCCCCUUUGAUGUUCCAAGUGAACCCCUUAACUGCCGCAUCAACAAGACCAACAAAGACUGCAUGUUUGUGGCCUGGGAUAAGCCAGAGAGUGAUGGAGGCAGUCCCAUCACGGGUUACUACAUUGAGCGCAAAGAGAGGAACAGUCUGCUGUGGGUGAAGGCCAAUGACACUGUUGUUCGAAGCACUGAGUACCCAUGUGCUGGCCUCAUCGAGGGCCUGGAAUACACCUUCAGAGUAUCAGCUAUUAAUCGCGCUGGCCAGGGCAAACCAAGCAAGAAGACUGACUUUUUCACUGCAAGAACACCCGUUGACACUCCAGGUAAACCUGAAGUCCUGGAUGUAACCAAGAACUCAGUCACUCUGGUUUGGACCCGUCCUAAGAAUGAUGGAGGUAGCAAGAUCAUUGGUUACUAUGUUGAGGCCCUGCGGGUACCAGGAGACACUUGGAUACGCUGCAACACAAGUAGCCAGAAUGUGCCUAAGGAGGAGUACACAGUUACUGGCCUGGAGAGAGACUUGCAGUACCAGUUCAGAGUCAUUGCUAAAACUGCUGUCAACAUGAGCAGUCCCUCAGAACCCACAGACCCUGUCCUCGUGUGUGCUGAAAAUGUUCCUCCAAGGGUGGAGCUCAAUGCCAGGAUGCAGAAGGGUUUGAAGGUGAAGGCUGGAACUACAAUCCUCCUGGAGGCUGAUGUGUUCGGUAAGCCCAUGCCCAGAGUGACCUGGAAGAGAGGUGACGACAAUCUGAAGUCAGGUGAAGGCCAGGUUAUUACCCACCAAAGAAAUCACUUUCAGCUGGAAAUGACAGAUGUCACCAAGGAGCACACAGGAACAUACACCAUCUUGGCUGAGAAUGCCAGUGGUUCCAAGAGUGCUGAGAUCCAGGUCAUUGUGCUAGAUGUACCUGGUCCUCCUGCAAAUUACAAAUGUGUUGAGGUGUUUGCCACUAGCAUCAAGUUGUCUUGGGAACCUCCUCUUAAGGAUGGUGGUGCCCCAGUCACCAACUAUAUUGUGGACAAGCGUGAAACCAGUAGACCUGAAUGGGCUCAGGUUGCAGGUAAAAUCAAGGGUGACAUCCUUGAGUUCACUGUGGCAAAGUUAAUUGAAGGUCGUGAAUACCAGUUCAGAAUCCGCGCUGAGAACACGUGGGGAGUUGGAGACCCUCUUAUCACCGGCCCUGUCAUCGCCAAGAACCCAUUCACUGUCCCUGGCCCCUGUGAAGCCCCAGUGAUCACCAAUGUGACCAAGGACCGUAUGACCGUGAGCUGGAAGGAGCCUGCAGAUGAUGGAAAGUCCACUAUCCUGGGUUACAUGUUGGAAAAGAAAGAGACCAAGGAAAUGAAUUGGACCAAGUUAAAUAGGAAGCCACUGACAGAAAGAAGUCUGGAGGUUACAGGCCUCACAGAGGGAGUCGAGUAUGAGUUUAGAGUUAUUGCUGUCAACGUGGCUGGGCCCAGCAAACCCAGCGAGCCUUCUUCUGGCACUGUUGCACAGAAUCCUAUUACUCCUCCUGGACCUGUUGUGAAUCCCAGUGUGACUGACACCACCCACAGCACCAUCAGUCUUGCCUGGACUGCCCCCACCAACAAUGGUGGAAGCCCCAUUAUUGGAUACUUGGUGGAGUGCAAGAGGACAGACACCAAAGACUGGAUCCGCUGUAAUGUCCCAAGGAACCUGCAGGAGACCCACUAUGUCAUUCAAAACCUCAUUCAUAAGUCAGAAUACCAGUGCCGCAUCACUGCUGUCAACAAGAUUGGCUUUAGUGAACCAGUUGAAGUCCCUGGGAAACAUGUUGCCAAGGACAUCGUUGUUGCUCCUGAGGCAGAACUGAGUGCAGAGCUGAAGGAUGGUCUGGAGCUACGUGCUGGUGCCACCAUGAGACUGCAUGCCACCAUCAAGGGUCGUCCCACUCCCAAGAUAACUUGGGCAAAGAUGAACACUAACAUUAAAGACCGUCAGGGCAUCAUCAUCAAAUCCACCCAUGUUGACACCAUGGUGAUAGUGGAGAAAGUGAACAGAUAUGAUGCUGGCAAAUACAUUCUGAGCUUGGACAGCUUAGCUGGCAUGAAGAUGUACACCAUCGUUGUCAAGGUUUUUGACACUCCUGGACCACCAGUUAAUCUAAUGGUGAAGGACACAUGUAAGGACAGUGCCUCCAUCUACUGGGAUGCUCCUCUGAUUGACGGUGGCUUUGAAAUUACCCACUACAUAGUACAGAAGCGUGACACUGAGAGGAAGGCUUGGUCUACCGUUUCCACCAACUGCAACAAGACAUCAUUCAAGGUUCCAGACCUAGAUGCUGGGCGGUCCUACUGCUUCAGAGUGGCAGCAGUUAACCAGCUGGGUACUGGAGAGUUCUGUGAGACUGAUGAUUCAGUCAGAGCAACAGAGGAGCCUGGGCCUGUUAUGGACUUCAAGACCCUGCUGGUUACCAAGGAUUCUUGCACUUUAAGCUGGAAGAAACCCCUCACUGAUGGUGGUAGUCGCAUCAUCUGUUAUGUACUUGAGGUUCUCAAUGGUGAGGAUAAAUACAAGGAGCUAAUGAGGUCUAAGAAUAUGCAGUACAGUGCCAAGGACCUGGUGGAGGAUAGAGAGUAUACCUACAGAGUCAAAGCUGUGAAUGACACAGGAGAGAGUGCUCCCAAGGAGCUGAAAGUGGUUGCCAAGGACCAGAUCAUUCUUCCCAGUUGUGACUUGAGGGAGUUGCCCAACAUGUGCUACAUUGCCAAGGAAGGCAGUACCGUCCGCCUGAAGAUCCCAAUUAUUGGCAAGCCUACACCCAAGGUAACCUGGAAGAAGGGAGAUGAUGAAGACCUGACAGACACCGGCCGAGUGUGUGCCGAGUCUUCAGCAGUUAACACCACCCUCCUCAUCAGGGACUGCCAAAGGACUGAUGCUUCCAAAUACACCAUCACCCUGAGAAACAGUGCUGGAAGCAAAGAGUCCACCAUCUUUGUCAGGGUGGUGGGUAAACCUGGCAUUCCUGGAGGACCAGUAAAGUUCAAGGAUGUUGCUGCUGAUGGUGCCACACUAAAGUGGGGUCCUCCCAAGGAUGAUGGUGGCUCUGAAAUUACCAACUAUAUCCUGGAAAAGAGGGACUCCAUCACAAACAUGUGGGUGACUGUGUCCUCUGUUGUGGAGACCAACACCAUGAGAGUAACUGGUCUUCAUGAGGGCACAGAAUACAUCUUCAGAGUAUGUGCCGAAAACAAGUAUGGGGUCGGCGAAGGACUCAAAUCUGAGCCCAUUGUAGCCAAACAUCCAUUCAAUGUUCCUGAUGCUCCUGCUCCUCCUCAGAUUAUGAGCAUGCGCCAUGAUUCAGCUUAUCUUGCCUGGACUGAUCCAAGGAAGACUGGAGGAUCUCCUAUUACAGGCUAUCAUGUUGAGUUCAAGGAGAGAAACAGUAUGUUGUGGAAGAGGGCAAGCCCAGCUGCCUUGAAGAUGAAAGAACAUAAAGUUACUGGGCUGACUGAAGGUCUGGAGUAUGAGUUCAGAGUGAUGGCAAUUAAUUUGGCUGGAAUUGGUAGACCAAGUGCCCCCACUGAUCCACAGGUGGCCCUGGACCCCAUUGAUGCACCUGGUAAACCAGAUGUAAUCAGCAUUACAAGGAGCACUGUGACCCUCCAGUGGACUGAACCUCAGUUUGAUGGUGGCCACCGACUGACGGGCUACAUUAUUGAGAAAAGAGACCUGCCUUCUAAAAUCUGGGUAAAGGCAAACAAUGUGAAUGUUGUGGAACCUGCAUUCACUGUCACCAAUUUGCAAGAGGGCUGCAAAUACGAGUUCAGAAUUCGGGCAAAGAAUGCUGCGGGCGCUCUCAGUCCACCCUCUGAGCAGACAGAUACCAUUAUCUGCAGAGAUGAAUAUGCUGCACCAACCAUUAUAAUUGAUGCUCAGGUGAUGGAAGGCUUGACUGUCCGAGCUGGCGAUACUAUCGUUAUCACUGCCACAAGCAUUUUAGGGAAACCUGCACCAACCUCCUGCUGGUCAAAGGGAGGAAAGUACUUUAAACCCUCAGAUCUUGUUCAAAUUGAGACCACUGCCACAUCCUCCACUUUGUCGGUCAAAUAUGCUAGCAGGAAGGACUCUGGAGACUACAUAAUCACUGCCAGCAAUCCCUUUGGUGUAAAGGAAGAAACAGUGAAGGUCAAAGUUCUGGAUGUUCCUGGUGCUCCUGGACCCAUUGAAUGCAGUGGUGUAUCCUCAGAAAAAGUGACUCUUACAUGGACAGCUCCUACUGAAGACGGAGGAUCUCCUAUCAAGUAUUACACCCUGGAGAAGAGGGAGACCAGCCGUUUGCUCUGGACUAUCCUGGAAGAUAACAUUAUUGAUUGUCACUAUGUGGCCAACAAACUCAUCCAGGGCAAUGAAUACUUCUUCAGAGUCUCUGCUGUUAACCAGUAUGGUGCCAGUGAGCCAUCUCACUCUGAGGCAGUUAAAAUGGUAGAUAGAUUUGGUCCACCUGGUCCACCUUCCAAACCAGAGGUUGAAAAAGUUGAUGGACAUUCAGCCACUGUUACCUGGAGAAGACCAACUGAAGAUGGAGGAAGCGACAUCAUAGGUUAUUGUGUUGAAAAGAAAGAGAAAAAAGGCAUGAGAUGGGUCAGAGCAUCCAAGAAAUCCAUCACUGAACUCAGCUUUGAAGUCACAGGUCUCACUGAGGAUGUGGAGUAUGAGUUCCGUGUUCUUGCUGAGAACAGAGCUGGGUUUGGCGAGCCAAGUGAACCAUCUAUGGUUGUCAGGACAAUAGUUGUUGCCUAUCCACCUGGACCUCCAGUCAAUCCAAGAGUUACAGACACAACCAAAACCACUGCCACUCUGAACUGGGGAAAACCUCUUCAUAACGGUGGACUGGAAGUUACUGGAUAUGUCAUUGAGCACAAAAAAGAAGGAACAGAAGAAUGGGUUAAGGAUACCCCAUCGUCUCUACUUAGGAUCACAGAAUUUGUUGUUCCUGAACUAGACACUGGUGCAAAAUACUGCUUCAGAAUUAGUGCUGUGAAUGCUAAAGGAGUGGGAGAACCUGCCGAAACUAAGGAAUUCACUGAGAUUGUGGAGCAUGCAGCUGAACCUGCAAUGGAGCUUGAUGUUGAGCUCAGAAGAACUCUUGUUGUUAGAGCUGGCUGCUCCAUUCGCCUUUUUGUGCCAAUCAAGGGACGUCCUACACCUACUGUCACCUGGACCAAGGAAGGCGGACCUGUUCCACGUGCAGUCAUUGACAGCACUGAAUCAUUUACGAUGCUGAUCAUUCCCGAGAGUUCAAGAAUUGAUGCAGGCAAAUAUGAGCUUACCCUCGAAAACUCAGCUGGAAAGAAGAGUGCUGACAUACACGUGAGAGUUCUGGAUUCACCUGGGCCUCCGCUUAACCUAAAACCAAUCAAGAUUGACAAAGAAAGCAUUACGCUUCAGUGGGAAAUGCCUCUCAUUGAUGGUGGUGCAAAGAUCACAAACUAUAUCAUUGAGAAAAGAGAAUCAACACGCAAGGCUUUUGCUACUGUUGUUACAAAGUGCCCAACUACUUCAGUCAGAAUUUGUGACCUGGGUGAAGGUUGUGAGUACUAUUUCAGAGUGUCUGCUGAGAAUGAGUAUGGUAUCGGUGAGGCGGUUGAAACUUCUGAUCCAAUUCGUGCAUCCCAGACACCAAGCUCUCCAGAGAGCAUUAUUCCUACUGAUAUCACCAAGAACUCUAUCAGCCUGGCUUGGACCAAACCUAAACAUGACGGUGGAAGCAGAAUUACAGGAUAUGUCCUGGAAGCCCAGAAGAAGGGAACUGAUCAGUGGGCUCAUAUUACAACGGUCAAGAACAUGGAUUUCACUGUGAAGAAUCUCAAUGAGAAUGAGGAGUACAUUUUCCGUGUAAUGGCUGUCAAUCACUCAGGUAGAAGUAUUCCAAAGGAGAGCAAACCCAUUGUUGUCAAGGAUUCUACUUCUUUGCCUGAGUUUGACCUACGUGGAGUUUGUCACAAGACUGUUAUUGCCAAGGCAGGAGAUGAUAUCAAGGUUGAAAUUCCAGUUAUGGGACGUCCUAGACCAACUGUCUCUUGGCAGAAGGAUGGCGCAGCCCUGAAACUCACACAGAGGACCAAUGUAGAAACUACUGCUGCUACGGUCAUUAUCAGCAUCAGUGAGUGCACCAGAGCUGACAGUGGUGUAUACACCAUGACAGGAAAGAACAUUGUUGGAUCUGUGACAGACAGUAUCACUCUGAAAGUUCAUGAUGUACCUGGUCCACCCAAAGGACCCGUUAAGAUUGUGGAAAUAUCUCGUACUUAUUGCAUCUUUUCAUGGGAAGCUCCUGAGAAUGAUGGAGGGGUUCCCAUCAACAACUAUGUCAUUGAAAUACGAGACACCACUUCUCAAACAUGGACUGAGUUGUCGUCUACUGUCAUCCGCACAAUGUUUAAAGCCAUCCGGUUAAAUACUGGAUCAGAGUAUCAGUUCAGAAUAAAGGCUAAGAACAGAUAUGGUGUUGGACCUCCUAUUACUUCAGAGACAGUGGUGGCUGCCUAUCCAUUCAAAGUCCCUGGUCCUCCAGGUACUCCUAACGUUGUUGCAUUUACCAAAAACUCAAUAACAGUUGGCUGGAAUGAGCCUGUGUCUGAUGGUGGAAAUGAAGUCAUUGGCUACCAUGUUGAGAGGAAAGAAAGAACUGGCAUAAUGUGGUAUAGGAUUAGCAAGGGUCUUGUGAAAGGAAAUAUCUUUAAAUCCUCUGGACUUGAAGAUGGAGUUGCUUAUGAGUUUCGCGUCAUGGCUGAAAACAUGGCUGGAAUUGGUAAACCCAGCAAGGCCUCAGAACCAAUAUUGGCCUUGGACCCUGUUGACCCACCAGGUCAGCCUGUGCCAAUAUCUGUCAACAAGAAUGCCAUUACUAUUCAGUGGACAAAGCCUGAGUAUGAUGGUGGGUUCAAAAUCACCGGCUACAUUGUGGAGAAGAGAGAACUGCCUGCUGGUCGCUGGAUGAGAGCCAACUUUACCAACAUAAUUGAAACAACGUUCACUGUUAGUGGACUGACUCAAGAUGCCUCAUAUGAGUUCCGUAUCAUAGCCAGAAACUCAGCAGGUGCAGUGAGCAUACCUUCUGAGCCUUCAGAUCCUAUUAUCUGCAAAGAUGACAUUAUUGAACCACGCAUUAUGGUAGAUGCCAUCUUUAGGGAUGUUGUUCUACUAAAGGCAGGAGAGUCAUUCAAGCUUGAAGCUGAUAUUGCUGGUCAACCAACACCAUCUAUGGUUUGGACCAAGAAUGGAAAGGAGGUUGAGAAUACAAUGAAACUGGAAGUUAGGUUCACUGAACUGACAACUACUCUAACCAACAAGGACUCUAUAAGGCCAGAUGGAGGUGAAUUCAUUUUGACUGCCACUAAUGUUGGUGGAUUUGCAAAGCACAUUUUUAAUGUUAAAGUGCUUGACAGACCAGGACCACCAGUUGGACCUCUUAAGGUGACUGAUGUCACAGCUGAGAACUGUGCACUCUCCUGGGCUCCACCUGCAGAUGAUGGUGGUUCCAAGAUUGAAGGAUAUGUGAUUGAGAAGCGUGAAUCAAGCAGACUGGUUUGGACCAGUGUUGUUUCAGACCUCCAAGAUACGCAAUACAAGGUUACUAAGCUGCUCAAAGGAAACGAAUACAUUUUCAGAGUAAUGGCAGUGAACAAAUAUGGAAUUGGUGAGUCGCUUGAAUCACAACCCACUAUUGCAGACAACCCAUAUGUGAUUCCAGAUCCUCCUGAGAAUGCUGAGGUGACAGCUAUCACUAAAGAUUCAAUGGUUGUCAUGUGGCAAGCACCUAAGAGUGAUGGUGGAACUCCCAUCACCACCUACCAUAUUGAAAGAAAAGAUAGAAUGGGCCUCCGUUGGGUCAAAUGUAACAAGAGGAAAGUCAAAGAUCUGCAGUUCAAGGCAACAGGUCUUGUUGUUGGACAUGAAUAUGAAUUCAGAAUUAUUGCUGAGAAUGCUGCUGGAUUGAGUAUACCAAGUGUGUCUAGUCCAUUCUACAAGGCCACUGAUGGACUAUACAAGCCUGGAGCUCCAUGCAACCCCAGAAUCUUGGAUACAACCAAGUCUUCAAUUACUGUUGCUUGGAACAAACCUGCAUUUGAUGGUGGCUGUGAAAUUAUGGGCUACAUUGUAGAGACAUGCAUCCCAUCUGAAAAGAAGGAAGAAGAGGAAUGGACCAUUGUGACACCCAAGGAAGGUCUUCUUGCUACCUCAUUCACCAUUGUUAACCUGAAGGAGAAUCAAGAGUACAAGAUUCACAUCUCUGCUGUCAAUAGUGAAGGAAUUGGAGAGGCAGCAUCUGUACCUGGUAAUCCAAAGGCAGAGGACAGGCUUCUCCCUCCUGAGAUUGAUUUGGAUGCCGAACUUCGGUCAGUUGUCAGGCUUAGAGCUUGCUGUUCACUUAGACUGUUUGUGCCUAUCAGAGGCAGACCACCCCCUCAGGUAAAAUGGACCAAAGGAGACGGGGAGCCAGUUGAGAGGGCAAUCAUUGACAGCACAACAUCAUACACAUCACUGAUAAUUGAAAAUGUCAACCGAUUUGACAGUGGAAAGUAUAAUCUUACUGUUGAGAACAGCUCUGGCUCCAAGACAGUUACAGUACAAGUCAGAGUGCUUGAUACACCAAGUGCCCCACAGAAUCUGAAGAUUACUGCUGUGACAAAGGAUGCUGUGACUCUGACUUGGGAUCCACCAGUGAAUGAUGGUGGAGUUAAGAUUAAGAAUUAUGUUGUUGAAAAACGCGAGUCUACAAGAAAAGCAUAUGCCACAGUCAAUGCUCUCUGCUAUCAAACCACCUUCACUGUUUACCAGCUCCUGGAAGGAUGCAACUAUUACUUUAGAGUUUUAGCGGAGAAUGAGUAUGGCAUCGGCUUGCCCAUUGAGACUGGUGAAUCAGUUAAGGUGUCAGAGAAACCACAGCCUCCUGGCAAAAUCACUCUUAAGGAUGUUACCAAAAACAGUGUCACUCUCUCCUGGGAGAAGCCAGAGCAUGAUGGUGGCAGUAGAGUGGGCUGUUAUGUUGUUGAGAUCCUGCCUAAGGGUGCUGACAAGUGGACCCAAGCACUGAUUGCAAAAGAAACAGAAGCUACUAUUAGUGGACUAAAUGCAGGUGAAGAAUAUAUGUUCCGUGUUGCUGCAAGAAAUGAAAAAGGAACAAGUGAUCCACGUCAGAUUGGAGUUCCUGUGAUUGUAAAAGACCUUGUUAUUGCACCUGCUGUCAAAAUGUUGUUCAACACAUUUACUGUGUUGGCAGGAGAAGACUUGACAGUGGAGGUUCCUUAUAUUGCACGCCCCAAAGCAACAGUUUCAUGGGUAAAGGAUGGUCUCCCUCUUAAGAGAACUAGCAGAGUAAACUUUGGUGCAACAGACACAAUGCUGAAUCUCACUAUAAAAGAAGCUACUAAAGAUGAUGUUGGACACUACAUUAUUACUCUUACCAACACAGCAGGAGAGACAAAAGCAGAUAUUGGCAUUGUUGUUCUUGACAAACCUGGCCAACCAGGUGGUCCAGUUAAGGUAGAGGAGGUCACUUCUGACAGUGUAACCAUUUCCUGGAAUCCACCAGAGUAUGAUGGUGGUUGCACCAUCAAAAACUAUAUUGUGGAAAAGAGAGACACAUCUACGACUACCUGGAUGGUUGUAUCUUCCAACCUAGCAAGGACCAAAAUUAAGGCAGGCAGGCUGAAAACAGGUUCUGAGUAUCAGUUUAGAAUUACUCCAGAAAACAGAUAUGGAAAAGGCCCAGCUCUUCUAUCAGCAUGCAUUUUGGCUCAAUAUCCAUAUAAACUCCCAGGCCCUCCAGGUACACCAUCCAUUGCAGUCUGCACCAAAGAUAGCAUGGUGGUCACCUGGAAUGAACCUGUCAUCGAUGGUGGAAGUUCUAUCUUGGGCUACCACCUUGAACGUAAAGAGAGGAACAGCAUCCUUUGGGUCAAACUAAACAAAUCUCUUAUUACAGACCAAACCUUUAAGACCACUGGCCUAGAACCAGGAAUGGAGUAUGAAUACAGAGUGUAUGCUGAAAACAUAGUUGGAAUAGGCAAAGCAAGUAAAGUGUCGGAGGGCUAUAUUGCUAGAGAUCCUUGUGAUCCACCUGGCACCCCAGAGGCAAUAAAGAUUACUAAGGACUCAGUGACUAUUGUUUGGACUAAACCUGAGUAUGAUGGUGGUGCAAAGGUUACAGGCUACAUUGUGGAAAAGAAGGAGCUUCCAGAGGGUCGUUGGUUGAAGGCUAAUUUUACUAAUGUAAUUGAGACAGAAUAUUUAGCAAGUGGACUUGUGGAGGGCAAUCAAUAUGAGUUCCGUGUUGUUGCCAGAAAUGCUGCUGGUGUUUUCAGUAUUCCUUCUUACAGCACUGGUCCAAUUACUGCCAGAGAUGAGAUUGAGCCACCGCGCAUAAGCAUUGACCCAGAGUAUACACAGAAUAUUGUGGUCACUGCUGGCGACAACUUCAAAAUUGAUGCAGAUGUUCACGGAAAACCACUGCCCUCUAUCCACUGGAUGAAGGGAGAGCAGGAACUAGGCAACACAAUUCACAGGGAAAUCAAGAACACACCCACCAAAGCUUUUAUAUCUGUCAAAGAAGCUAAACUGUCUGAUGGAGGGCAAUACCUUUUGCUGCUGAAAAAUCCUGGAGGAGAAAAGACUGUACAGGUCAAUGUUGUUGUUCUAGAUAAACCUGGAGAACCACAAGGGCCUCUUGUUGUCACAGGAAUAACCAAAGACAGAUGCUGCCUUGCAUGGAAACCACCAUUGCAGGAUGGUGGCAGCAAGAUCUGUCACUAUAUUGUGGAGAGAAGAGAGACAAGCAGACUAAUCUGGACUGUAGUUGAACAAAAAGUGGAGAACAUUUGUCUAAAAGUUACUAAGCUCCUGGAGGGAAAUGAGUACAUCUUCAGAGUCCGUGCUGUCAACCAAUAUGGAGUAGGCGCACCACUUGAAUCUCCUCCUGUCAUAAUCAAGGAUCCAUACAUGCUACCUGGAUCACCCAAGAACUUAGAAGUUUCAAAUAUUAAAAAGGACUCAAUGGUGCUUACCUGGGAGGCUCCUUCUGAAGAUGGUGGAAGUCCUGUAACUGGAUACAUAAUUGAGAAGCAUGACAAAGAAGGCGUAAGAUGGACUAGGUGCAAUAGACAAACAGUCACUGAUUUGAGUUUUAAGGUCAAAGGACUUUUGGAAAGCCACAAUUAUGAAUUCAGAGUUGCAGCUGAGAAUUCUGUUGGUGUUGGUGAGCCAAGCUCCCCAACUGUUUUCUACAAAGCUCUUGAUCCUAUCUUUAGGCCUGGCCCACCACAUAACCCAAGAGUUACAGACACUACAAGAACAUCAGUAUUCCUGUCAUGGGGAAAACCCAUUUCUGAUGGAGGUUGUGAGAUUCAGGGAUACAUUGUUGAGUGCUGCUCUACUACUGCUGAAGCACCUGCUGCUGAAGGAGCUGCCACAGACACAGUUGUUGAAGAAUGGAUAAUGUGCACACCAGCUACAGGUGUUAAGAAGACUAAGUUUGAAGUUGUAAAUCUGAAAGAAAACCAGGCAUACAAGUUUAGAGUAUGUGCAAUCAACAAAGUAGGAGUUGGUGAGCAUGCUGAUGUCGCUGGAAUUGUUGUUGCUAAGGACAGAGCAGAUGAGCCAGACCUUGACAUUGACCCAGAACUAAGAAAAAUUGUUACCAUUAAAGCUGGUGCAUCCCUAAGACUCUUCAUUCCUAUCAAAGGCAGGCCCACACCUACUAUAAAGUGGGACAAAGAUGAAGCUUCCCUUAAAGAGACUGCUCAGGUUGAGAUAACCAGCAGUUAUACAUUGCUUGUGAUUGAUAAAAUGAGCAGAAAUGACAGUGGAAAAUACACAGUCUCUGCAGAGAAUUCCAGUGGAACCAAAUCUGCAUUUGUUGUUGUCCGUGUCCUUGACACACCUAGUGCUCCUGUUAAUCUUAAAGUGAAAGAAAUUACAAACCAGUCAGUAACAUUGGAAUGGGAACCACCUCUGUUGGAUGGCGGAUCCAAGAUCAAAAACUACAUUGUUGAAAAAAGAGAAAGCACACGCAAAACAUUUGCAGCUGUUGUCACAAAUUGUCAUGCUCUUUCAUGGCAGAUCGAACCACUCCAGGAGGGCUGCAGUUACUACUUCCGUGUACUUGCAGAGAAUGCUUAUGGUGUUGGUCUGCCUGCAGCAACUGUUGAUCCUCUUAAGGUCUCAGAAGUGCCCCAGGCUCCAAAGAGUUUAAUUGUUACAGAUCAGACAAAAACAAGCAUCUCUGUGGCCUGGGAGAGGCCAGAGUAUGAUGGUGGUAGCAGGGUCAUGCAGUACUUGCUUGAGGUGCAGCUGAAGGGUCAAGAGAAAUGGUCUGCUGUAAACACUUUUAAGACAAUGGAAGCAACAGUCCCCAAUUUGAACCCAGGAGAGGAGUAUCUUUUCAGAGUUACAGCUGUCAACGAUAAAGGGAAGAGUGACCCCAAAGUCCUUUCCGGGCCAGUGAUGACCAAAAACUUGGUCUUUGAGCCAGAUGUCCGUCCAGAAUUCAGCAGCUACAGUGUUCAUGUGGGCAAAGACAUUAACAUUGACAUUCCUAUCUUUGGACGUCCUAAACCUACCAUCACAUGGACUAAAGAUGGCGCCCCCUUGAAGUUUACUACAAGAGUCCAUAUUGUCAAUACACCAACACAUACAACACUAAGCAUAAAAGAGGCAGCAGGCGAUGAUGGUGGUAUGUACAGCAUAAAUGUUGCCAACUCAGCUGGAAAGAAGGACACAACAAUUGAAGUCAUUGUACUUGACAAACCUGGCCCUCCAUGUGGCCCUGUGAGAUUCGAUGAAAUCACAACACAGAGUGUCACUAUAUCAUGGGACCCACCAAAACACAAUGGUGGAUGCCAAAUUUCAAACUACGUUGUACAGAAAAGAGAUACGACUACUACAACAUGGGAGAAUGUUAGUAUCAACUGGGCCAGAACCACCAUAAAAGUAUCUAGACUAAAGACUGGAGCUGAGUACCAGUUCAGGAUCAUUGCCCAGAACCGUUAUGGUAAAAGCCAUGGUCUGGAUUCAUCUGCUGUAGUUGCUCAGUACCCAUACAGAGAGCCAGGCCCUCCAGGCACUCCUUUCAUCUCUUCUCUCUCUAGGGAUCACCAAAUUGUUGAGUGGCAUGAACCUGUCACAGAUGGAGGCAGUCCUGUUCUUGGCUACCAUCUUGAAAGGAAAGAGAGGAAUAGUAUUCUCUGGGUCAAGAUCAACAAGACUCUCAUCCACGAGACAAGUUUCAAGAGUUACCCCUUGGAGGAGGGUGUUGAAUAUGAAUACAGGGUUUAUGCUGAAAAUAUUGUUGGAAUUGGAAGGAGCAGCAAAGUCUCAGAGGGAUGUGUUGCCCGUGAUCCAUGUGAUCCUCCUGGAAUACCAGAGGCCAUCCAUGUGACCAAAGACACCAUUGUCAUUCAGUGGACUAAACCAGAAUAUGAUGGUGGAAGCAAUAUCACUGGCUAUAUUGUGGAAAAGCGUGAUCUGCCCGAGGGCAGGUGGGUAAAGGCAAAUUUUACGAAUGUGAUUGAGACCCAGUUUACAGUGACUGGUCUGACUGAAAAUGCACAGUAUGACUUUAGAGUCAUUGCUAAAAAUGCUGUUGGCACUGUCAGCAAACCAUCAUAUAACAGUGGACCUAUAACUGCAAGUGAUGCUGUGGAGGCACCCAAAUUCUCCAUUGAUCCUACAUUCACUAAGACCAUUAUUGUCAAUGCUGGAGAGACAUUCAAGCUAGAUGCUGAUGUACGUGGCAAGCCGCUGCCAACAAUCCAGUGGUUCAAAGAUGACAAACCAGUUGAAAACACACUUCGACUAGAGAUCAGAAACACAGAAAACCAUGCAAUGAUUGUCAUUAAAGACUCCAUUAGAGUUGAUGGUGGAACUUAUACACUCCAGCUGACAAAUGAAGCCGGCAGUGAGACUGUUCCAUUUAAGGUUUUGGUACUGGAUAAACCUAGCCCGUGUGAAGGACCACUCCACGUCACUGGAGUCGCUGAAGAUAGAUGCACACUGGUAUGGCACCCCCCUCUACAUGAUGGAGGUAGUCCCAUUACACAUUACAUCAUUGAAAGAAGGGAGACAAGUCGUCUAGCUUGGACUGUUGUUUCUAGCAACUGUGGCACCACAUGCUACAAAGUUACCAAAUUAUUGGAAGGUGAUGAGUAUAUGUUCCGUGUAAUGGCAGUUAAUAGUCAUGGUGUAAGUGAGCCACUGGAGUCUGGUGCAGUAAUAAUGAAAACUCCAUUUGUUCUUCCUGGUCCACCUCACAUUGAGGAUGUAUCUAACAUUGCCCAUGAUGGUAUGACCAUCUCUUGGUCUGCCCCUGAGACUGAUGGUGGCAGUGAAAUUACAAAUUACAUAAUUGAGAAAAAGGAUAGAACCGGUAUCAAAUGGACCAGAUGCAACAGACAGAAGGUCACUGAUCUGUCAUUUAGAGUUACAGGCCUGACCACAGGCCAUGAGUAUGAAUUCAGAGUGGCUGCUGAGAACAUAGUUGGAGUGGGAGAGCCAAGCCUUGCAAGUUCAUACUACAAGGCCUGUGAUCCCAAGUACAAACCUGGAGCCCCAGGAUAUGUGCAUGUGAUUGACUCAACAAAGACUUCUAUUACUGUGUCAUGGGGUAAGCCUCUGUCUGAUGGUGGCAGUGUCAUUCAAGGAUAUAUUGUUGAAGUCUGCAAGGCUGAAGAGGAAGAAUGGAUCAUGGUCACUCCUCCAACUGGCCUGCGUGUCAACAAAUAUGAAAUUACAAAGCUUACUGAGGGUCAGGAGUAUAAGAUCCAAGUGUGUGCUCUGAACAAAUUGGGAGUUGGUGAGCCGGCAGUUCUCUCUGGAACAGCUAAGCCUGAAGAAAGGGUCGAACCACCUGAGAUCCACCUUGACUCUGAGCUGAGGAAGGGCAUUGUACUGAAAGCAGGCGGCUCUGUUAGAAUCAAUAUUCCAUUUAAGGGCAGACCAACACCUGAGAUAAAGUGGACUAAGGAUGACGGGAACCUGACUGAAAAACCAGUGGUCGAGAAAGCUCAUAAUUUCACACAGUUGUCUAUUGACUCAUGUGACAGAAGUGACUCAGGAAAAUACACCCUCACACUGACUAACAGCAGUGGCACCGUGUCUGAGUUUGUUUCAGUUAAAAUUCUGGAUGCCCCUGGGGCCCCACAGAACCUUGUUGUUAAAGAAAUCAGAAAGGACUCUAUCACUCUUGCUUGGGAUGCUCCAUUGAUUGAUGGAGGUGCCAAAAUCAAGAACUAUGUCAUUGACAAACGUGAAUCAACAAGAAAGGCAUAUGCAAAUGUGUCCACAAAAUGCACCAAAACAACAUUCAAAGUUGAGAACUUGAUUGAAGGUGCUAUGUACUACUUUAGAGUCAUGGCUGAGAAUGAAUAUGGAAUUGGGCCGGCUGUGGAAACAAAGACUGCCUCCAAGGCCUCUGAAGUACCACUGCCUGUUGGAAAGGUCUUCCUCACUGAUGUCACUAAGUCCAGUGUCUCACUGGCCUGGGAGAAACCUGAGCAGGAUGGAGGGAGCAGAAUUGCUGGCUAUCUAAUUGAGAUGCAACCUAAGGGUACAGAUAAGUGGGGAGUUGCAACAAAUACAAAAACAUGUGAAGGUACUGUCACAGGCCUUACAGCUGGAACAGAAUACCUAUUCCGCAUCAUUGCUUACAAUGAAAAGGGAAAGAGUGAGCCAAAAGCACUUGCUGCACCUGUGAUUGCCACUGACAUGACCAUGGAGCCCAGCAUCAAAAUUCCAUUCAACACUUACAGUGUAUUAGCUGGAAAGGAUCUAAAGUUAGAGUUUCCUGUUCUUGGCAAGCCAAAACCUAAAAUCACCUGGGCCAAGGAUGGUCAGCCUUUGAAGGUGACAUCAAGAAUGAAUAUAAUAUCCACUUCAGCAACAACAGGAAUAGAAAUUACUGAGGCAUCCAAGGAGGACUUUGGCAAAUACACAAUUACAGCAGCCAACACAACUGGAACAAUUGCAGAGGAUGUAUCUGUCAUUAUCCUCGACAAGCCUGGUCCACCAAAAGGGCCAGUCAAGAUUGUUGAAGUGAGCAACACCUUUGUCCAUCUCUCCUGGGACCCCCCAGAGUACACUGGUGGAUGCCAAGUAAAGAAUUACAUAGUGGAAAAGAGAGACACAACCAGUACAACAUGGCAAACAGUCACCACUCAGCUAGCUAGAACAGCUUUUAAGGUCAGCAAGCUGAAGACAGGUUCAGAAUAUCAGUUCAGAAUCAUAGCUGAAAAUAGAUAUGGAAAGGGUGUGCCUCUGGAUUCCAAGGCCAUUGUGGUGCAAUAUCCAUUCAAACCACCGGGUCCUCCAGGAACACCACAUGUGAAAUCUGCAACUAAAGAAAUGAUGAUCAUUGAAUGGAAUGAGCCAGUCAAUGAUGGUGGAAGUGCAGUUAUUGGCUACCAUUUGGAAAGCAAGGAAAGAAGCAGCAUUCUAUGGAACAAACUGAACAAGACUCUCAUCACGGACACCCAAUUCAAGAUCAUUAACCUCGAGGAGGGUAUUGGAUAUGAAUUUAGAGUUUAUGCUGAAAAUAUUGUUGGCAUUGGCCGAUGCAGUAAAGUAUCCGAGUCCUUUGUUGCUCGUGACCCAUGUGAUCCUCCUGGUACCCCAGAAGCUGUAUCUAUUUCUAAGAACCAGAUCAGGAUUCAGUGGACUAAGCCUCAGUAUGAUGGUGGUAGCAAAGUGAAUGGAUAUAUUGUGGAAAGGAAAGACCUCGCCUCUCCUGAUGGACGCUGGGUAAGAGCUAACUUUACCAAUAUAGUUGAGACUGAAUACACUGUCACUGGUCUGACAGAAAAUGAGCAAUAUGAAUUUAGAGUUAUUGCAAGAAAUGCAGCUGGCAUCUUUAGCGAGCCAUCUGACAGCUCUGGACCUAUUACUGCUACUGAUGAAAUUGAACCACCAAGGGCCUCAAUGGAUCCUAAAUACAAAGAUGUUAUUGUUGUAAAUGCUGGAGAAAAUCUGCUUCUGGAUGCAGACAUCUAUGGAAAACCAAUUCCUGAGGUGCUCUGGCUAAAAGAGGGCAAGGAAAUGGACAAAGCCUUGCGCACUGAAGUGAAAACUACACAGAAACGUGCAGCAAUGACGAUUAAGGAUGUAACCAAGCUUGAUAGUGGCCACUAUGACCUCAUCCUCAAAAAUCUGGGUGGUACAAAAGUGUUCCCUAUCACAGUUAAAGUCCUUGAUAAACCAGGUCCACCCACUGGACCCAUGAAGGUUACUGGAGUCAUGGCCGACAGGUGCAUUCUUGCCUGGUCUGAGCCAGCUCUAGAUGGCGGAGCCAGUAUCACCCACUAUGUGCUGGAGAAGAGAGAGACUAGCAGGUUGUCCUGGACAGUGGCUGCAUCAGGCAUCAAGGGACUGUACCAUAAAGUAACAAAUUUGCUUCCUGGAGAUGAAUACAUUUUCAGAGUCAGAGCAGUGAACAAAUAUGGCAUUGGUGACUAUCUGGAAAGUGAACCAAUCAUUGCACGCAAUCCUUACAAGCCUCCUAGUGCUCCUGGAUCUCCAGAAGCCAGUCUGAUCACAAAGGACUCUAUAGUUUUGUCAUGGACAGCUCCUGAACAGACUGGUGGAGCUGAAAUUGAAGGCUACCAUCUUGAAAAACGUGACAAAGACAGUGUACGGUGGACAAAAUGCAACAGACAAAAGCUUACAGACACUCACUUUAAAGUCACAGGUCUGAUCACAGAUCACUUCUAUGAGUUCCGUGUUGCUGCUGAGAAUGAGGUUGGAAUGGGAGAUUUCAGUGAGCUGUCCCUGUUCUACAGGGCAUGUGAUGCCAUAACACCACCUGGGCCUCCGCACCACCCUAAAGUAACAGACUACACAAAGUCCUCUGUCUCUCUGUCUUGGGGCAAACCUGACUUUGAUGGCGGUGCUUAUAUCAAGGGAUACAUUGUUGAAAUGAGGGAGUAUACGCCGGUACCUGAGUCAACAGAGGAGGCAGAGAUAGCACCAGCAGUGGAAGCACCAGUUGAAAAAGAAUGGACAAUGUUCACUCCACCCAGUGGCAUUCAAGCCACCAAAUUAACUAUAACAGACUUGAAGGAGGGUGGAGAGUACCAGUUCCGUGUCUAUGCAAUAAAUUCAGAAGGAGUGGGGGAGGCUGCUAAUGUCCAUGGCACAGUGGUUACUUCUGACAGGGCAGAAGCACCAGAGAUAGAACUUGAUGCUGAACUCAGAAAGGUUCUAUCUGUCCGUGCUGGUGGAACUCUACGCCUCUUUGUCACCAUCAGAGGAAGACCUGAGCCUGCUGUAAAAUGGGAGAAAGUUGAUGGUACCCUUACAGAGCGUGCUGUAAUUGAUACUACUAGCUCAUACACCAUGCUUGUCAUUGACAAUGUUAAUCGCUUUGACAGUGGCAAAUACUCACUAACACUAGAAAACAGUAGUGGCAAAAAAUCUGCAAUUGUUGCAGUGAGAAUUUUGGAUACACCGAGUGCACCACAAAACUUUACCGUGAAGGAGCUAAAGAAGGAUUCAGUGACUCUUGCCUGGGAUACUCCACUUACUGAUGGUGGCUCUAAAAUCACAAACUACAUCAUAGAGAAGAGAGAGUCUGUUAGGAAGGCCUAUACUGCUGUCACCAGCAACUGCACAGCAAACUCAUUUAAGGUAGAAGACCUGCCAGAAGGUGGAAUUUUCUACUUUAGAAUCUGUGCUGUUAAUGAAUAUGGCCAAGGCCAGAUGGUUGAAACCAAAGAAGUAAAGGUAGCUGAGGUACCUUUGCCACCAAGCAAGGUUACCCUUGUAGAUUUGACCAAGACCAGUGUGUCACUGGCUUGGGAGAAACCUGCUCAUGAUGGUGGAUGCAAAGUAAUGUGCUACAAUGUAGAAUUUAAGCCUAAGAGUGGGGAUAAAUGGGGCACAGCAUGUACAGUUAAGGUACUGGAAGCAACUAUUCCUAAUUUAACUCCAAAUGAAGCUUAUUUAUUCAGAGUUGUUGCAAUCAAUGAGAAGGGGAAGAGUGAGCCAAAGGAUCUUGGCUUACCUGUGGUUGCAAAGGAUGUUGCUAUUGAACCAUCUAUCAACUUGCUGUUUACCACAUACACUGUGAAGGCUGGAGAUGACCUCACUUUUGAGGUUCCAAUAAGAGGCAGACCAAAGCCCGCUGUGUCCUGGAAGAAGGAUGGCCUCCCUUUGAAGCAAACCACAUCAGUUUCUAUCUUAAACACUGCAGCCUCAUCCAAAAUCAUUAUCAAAGAGGCUAAGAAGGAACAUGUUGGGAAGUAUGAAAUUACUUUGGCAAACACAGCAGGAACUGUUACAGCAGAUAUUGGAGUCAUUGUCCUUGAUAAGCCAGGUCCACCUAAAGGAAUUAAGGUGGAUGCAGUGACUUCAGACAGCAUCUCCCUUUCCUGGUCCCCACCAGAAUAUGAUGGUGGCUGCUCCAUCAGCAACUACAUUGUGGAGAAGAGAGACACAAACACACAGGAAUGGCAGAUGAUAGCAAGUAAUGUUGCUAGAACAGCUUUCAAAGCUGGCCGCCUUACACAUGGAGCAGAGUAUCAGUUUCGUAUUUAUGCAGUUAACCGCUAUGGAAAGAGUAGCUAUCUGGAUUCACCUGGAAUCACUGCUCAGUACAAUUUUAAACAGCCCGGACCUCCUUCUACACCCAUAGUGAAACUGGCCACCAAGUCUUAUAUGUUGGUGACUUGGAAUGAGCCAGUUAGUGAUGGUGGUAGUCCUGUUCUGGGCUACCACUUGGAGAGGAAGGAGCGUUCUAGCAUUCUUUGGACAAAGAUGAACAGAGGAAUGAUCAAAGAUACAGAGUACAAAGUCACUGGAAUUGAAGAGGGCAUGAUGUAUGAAUACCGUGUAUAUGCUGAAAAUAUUGCUGGUAUUGGUAAAUGUAGCAAGGCUUGUGAAGCUGUAGCAGCAAGAGAUCCAUGUGACCCUCCAGGUACACCCAUUAUCAUUGCAAUCACCAGAACAUCAGUCUCCUUAUCUUGGGAAAAACCAGAAUAUGAUGGUGGAGCAAAGGUUUCUGGUUACACAAUUGAACGCAGAGACCUUCCAGAAGGACGAUGGACAAGGUGCAACUUCACUAAUGUACCUGAGACCCAUUAUGAUGUGACAGGCCUUACAGAGAACAGCCAGUAUGAUUUCCGUGUCAUUGCAAAGAAUGCAGCUGGACUGUUUAGUAUACCAUCAGACAAUACUGGCCCCAUCACUAUUAGAGAUGAUGUGGAGCCACCACGCAUCAUGAUUGAUGUGAAGUUCAGAGAGACAGUGUUUGUGAAAGCCGGAGAAACUCUAAAGAUUAAUGCGGAUCUUGCGGGACGUCCUGCUCCUGUCAUUUCAUGGACCAAGGAUGGCAAAGAAAUCGAGCUAAGAGCUAGAAUUCAAAUUGUUUCAACAGACACCAGCACAUGUCUCACUGUGAAGGAUUGUAUCAGAAGGGAUUCUGGACAGUAUGCCCUGACUUUACAAAAUAUUGGUGGAACAGUUACCAUGCCAAUAAACUGUGUGAUUCUAGAUAGGCCAGGACCCUCAGCAGGACCACUUCAGAUCACAGGUGUCACAGCAGCAGAGUGCACUCUGUCUUGGGGUCCACCUCAGGAAUCUGGUGGUGCAGACAUCACUCAUUAUGUUGUUGAAAAACGUGAGACCAGUCGGCUGUCAUGGACACUGGUGAAGGCAGAUGUCACAAAAACAUUCUUUAAAGUCACAGGCCUGCUCAAGGACAAUGACUAUAUCUUUAGGGUUCUUGCUGUUAACAGGCAUGGUGUUGGUGAAGCUCUGGAGAGUGAUGUUAUAAAGGUUACAGAUCCAUACACCUUUGCCACUGCUCCAGCUAGUGUUGAUGUCACUACUAUAACUGGAGACUCAAUGACCCUCACCUGGUGCAAGCCAGCCAAUGAUGGAGGCAGUCCCAUUACUGGAUAUGUGAUUGAGCGGCGUGAGAAAACAAGCAUGCGUUGGGUCCGUGUGAACAGAGAUCCAGUUCCUGAAUUUACCACAGUAGUAACCAAACUCCGCAAGGGUUGUGAAUAUGACUUCCGAGUUUAUGCUGAAAAUGCAGCUGGUUUGAGUCCACCGAGUGAACCAUCUGCAACAUUCAGAGCAGUAGAUCCUGUGGUUGUUCCUUCUCGACCAACCAAGCCAAAGAUUGAGAAUUCAACCAAAGACAGCGUGUCUAUUGUCUGGAAACCACCAACAGAUGAUGGUGGUGCUCAUAUCCUUGGAUACAGUGUAGAAUACAGAGACUACAUCCAGAAACCAGAGGUAGAAGAAGAAGAAGAAUAUGAGGAGGAAGAGGAGGUACUUGAGUCACCUGAAGAACUAGCAAGAUGGGUUGAGGCCAUCCCUCUUACAAAGAGCUUAGAAUUCACCAUCACUGGAUUGAAGACAGAUGCAGAAUAUGAAUUCUGUGUUAAAGCAAUCAAUAAAGUUGGCAGCAGUAUGCGUAGUCCAUAUUCAAAUCCAUCUGCCGCAAAGGACAGAACUGCAGAACCAUCAUUUGAUGUUGACAUUGAGAUGCGUAAAGUGCUCUCUGUUAAGCAUGGUACAGCAUUUACUCUUAAUGUGCCAUUCAAGGGAAACCCUUUGCCAUCAGUGACAUGGGCUAAGGAGGGUGUUGAUCUGAAAGUCAGAGGAACCAUUGAAUCAACAGAAUCCAGCACUUCAUUGACUAUUGAGAAUUCAACUAGAAAUGACUCUGGAGAAUACACUGUCACAAUUGAAUCACCACUAGGAAAAGCAACAUUGCCUGUGGUUGUCAAAGUACUUGACUCUCCAGGACCCCCAGUGAAUGUUAAAGUAUCUUCAGUGACCAGGGAUUCUGCAACCCUCACUUGGGAUCCUCCAGAGAAUGAUGGUGGUGAUGCAGUAAAGGCCUACCAUGUUGAAAAACGUGAGGCCAGUAAGAAAGCCUGGGUGUCUGUGACUAGCAACUGCCACGCUCUGACUUACAAGGUGGAAGACCUACAGGAGGGAGCUAUCUAUUAUUUUAGAGUUAUUGGAGAAAAUGAGUAUGGAGUGGGUGUCCCUCAGGAUGCUAAGGCUGGGACAAAGAUCACAGAGGUACCAAGUCCACCUAUGAAACUUGGAGUUGCAAAUGUUACCAAGGACAGUGUUACUAUUGCCUGGACCAGACCAGAAUAUGAUGGCGGAAGCAGAGUCACUGGUUACCUUAUAGAUGCUGUGGAGAAAGGACAGACCAAAUGGGUGAAAUGUGCCACUGUGAGGACCAUGACUCACACAAUCAAGAGCCUUAGGGAAGGUGCUGAGUACUUUUUCAGAGUCCGUGCUGAGAACCAUGCUGGACUUAGUGAACCCAAGGAGAUGAUCGUUCCGGUUAUUGUCAAGGAAAUACACGAGGCUCCAGAGUUUGACCUAAAGAACUACCCCAAGAAUACAGUUUAUGUAAGAGCAGGAUCCAAUCUGACCUUUGAGAUUCCAUUAACUGGCAGGCCCAUGCCAAAGGUCACUGUUUCCAAGAACAAUGUUGUCAUUAAGGGAUCCAAGAGGCUGCUGACAGAAGUAACUCCAGAUAGUUUAAUCAUCACCCUAAACGAAAGUGUUUCAGUGGAUGCUGGCAAAUAUGAAAUCACAGCCUCAAAUGCAGGAGGUACUACCAAGAUUUUCAUUAUCUUCGUUGUGCUGGACAGACCUGGACCUCCUGUUGGUCCAGUUCAGAUUGGAGAAGUUGGAGAGACCACAGUGUGUCUGAAAUGGACUCCUCCAGAAUACGAUGGUGGCAGUCCUGUUACAAAUUAUGUUGUUCUUAAACGUGAAACCAGCACUCCUGCCUGGGUAGAGGUGUCGACUACCAUUGCCAGAAGUGAGAUCAAGGUGACUAAGCUGACUAAAGGAGAGGAGUACCAGUUCAGAAUUAAGGCUGAGAAUCGUUAUGGUAUCAGUGAUCAUAUUGACAGCAAGCCGGUCAUGAUAAAGCUUCCAUACACUGUACCUGGACCUCCAUCCACACCUUGGGUUAGCUAUGUAUCUAGAGAGAGUCUCACAGUCUGCUGGAAUGAGCCAGUCAAUGAUGGUGGAAACUCUGUGGUUGGAUACCAUCUCCAGAUGAAAGAGAGGACCAGCAUCCUUUGGCAGAAAAUCAAUAAGACCCCAAUCCCAGGAAACCAGUGGCGUGUCACAAACAUCUGCCCUGGUCUUAUCUAUGAAUUCAAGGUGGCAGCUGAAAAUUCUGCUGGUAUUGGAAAAAUGAGCAAAACCUCAGAAGAAGUGCUUGCUAUUGAUGCCUGUGAACCCCCAGCAAAUGUUCAUGUCACUGAAGUCACGAAGAACUCGGUCAGUCUGGCCUGGCAGAGGCCUCCAUAUGAUGGUGGCAGUAAGAUUACUGGUUACAGUGUAGAAAGGAGGGAGGCACCCAGCGGCAGAUGGGUGAAGGCCAACUUUACAAACAUCAUUGAGAUGGGUUUCACUGUAUCUGGACUGGCCCAGGAUGAGUCUUAUGAGUUCAGAGUGUAUGCUAAGAAUGCAGUUGGGUCUGUCAGCAAUCCAUCUCUCAUUGCUGGACCAGUGACUUGUGUUGAUGCAUGUGGUGCCCCAGCUAUAGACCUUCCUCCAGAGUAUCUGGAUGUAGUUCAGUACAAAGCUGGAGCUACAGUUAAGCUCAGGGUAGGAAUUAUUGCCAAGCCUCUACCAACAAUUGAGUGGCUCAAGAAUGGAAAGGAGCUAGUAACAACCUCCACCGUGUCUGUUGAAAGCACAACGGACUCUUCUGCUGUUCUGAUCAAGGAUGCAACUCGCAAUGACACAGGUUCAUAUGAGAUCAAGAUUAAGAAUGUUCUGGGGUCAGCAUCUGCAACCAUCAGAAUUGAAAUCCUAGACAAACCUGGACCCCCAGCUGGCAUUAUUAACUUCAACUCCAUCACAGCAGAAAGAAUUAUGUUCAGCUGGGAACCUGUCCCUGAGUGUGACCAGGGAGGCUCCAAAGUCACCCACUACAUUGUUGAAAGACGUGAAACCAGUAGAGUGGUGUGGUCAACAGUUUCUGAAAGGUGUGAACAGACAUACAUUGCCGUUGGCAAGCUGGUCCGUGGAAAUGAGUAUGUAUUCCGUGUAAUGGGUGUUAACAAGUAUGGAGUUGGAGAACCACUGGAGUCAGAGCCUGUCAUCGCUAAGAAUGCCUUUGUAACUCCUGGGCAGCCUCAUACCCCUGAGGUGACCACCAUUACAAAGUCCACUAUGGUGGUGGAAUGGGGCAAACCAGGUGUGGAUGGAGGCAGUGCUGUGACAGGCUACUACCUGGAGAGACGAGACAAGAAGAGCUUGCGCUGGAUCAGAGUUUAUAAAGAUCCUGUCACUGACACCAAACAGACAGUUUAUCACUUGACAGAAGGAAAUGAAUACCAGUAUCGUGUGUGUGCCAUUAACAAGGCCGGAGAGGGACCGUUUUCUGAUGCAUCAGACUAUUAUAAGGCUGCUGACCCAGUUGAUCCACCAGAUGAGCCUUGCAAGUUAAAGGUGGUGGACUCUACCAAGACUUCCAUCACUUUGGGCUGGUCCAAGCCAGAAUGGGAUGGAGGAAGUGAGGUCACAAGUUACAUGGUGGAAAAGCUUGUGGAGGGAGAAAAAGAAUGGGCUAUGAUUACCUCCAAAGGAGAGGUCAAAACAACAGAAUAUGUUGUCCACAAUUUAAAACCAAAUGUCAACUACUUCUUCAGAGUCUCUGCUGUCAAUUGUGCUGGUCGCGGAGAGCCUCUGGAGAUGACUGAACCAGUGCAGGCUAAGGACAUCCUGGAGGAGGCCCAGAUUGACUCUGAUGUUGCCAUGAGAACUCACUACAUUGUGAAGGCCGGCAAGGAUGUUGAGCUGUCUGUUCCAUUGAAGGGCAGACCUGCGCCCACUGCCUCUUGGAGCAAGGGCGAAGAAUGCAUUGACCACAAUCCCAAAUAUGAAUUCCACCAUUCAGACACAAGCACAGUCCUUGUUAUGCGUGAGGUGACCAGGCUUGAUACUGGAAAAUAUACAGUAAAGAUAGAGAAUGGUGUGGGUGAGCCCAAGACAGUGACUCUGUCUGUCAAAGUCCAAGACACCCCAGCUCAGUGCAGGAACCUGGUCCUGAAGGAGGUGACCCGUGGAAAGGUGACUCUCUGCUGGGAGGCCCCACUUCUUGAUGGCGGUGCAGAGAUUACUAACUAUGUUGUGGAGAAGAGAGACUCAUCCAAGAGAUCAUACUCUGUGGUGACAAACAAAUGCACAGACACAACAUACACCAUGGAAGAUCUUUCUGAAAAGACAUCCUUCUUCUUCCGUGUCUUAGCAGAGAAUGAGAAUGGUAUCGGUGAUCCAUGUGAAACACAUGAACCUGUUAAGGCUACAGAAACUCCAGGCCCAGUCAAGGAGGUUUCAAUGAAAGAUUCAUCAAAGACCUCCGUCACUCUCCAGUGGCUUAAGCCAGAUUACGAUGGUGGUAGUAUAAUCUCUGACUACAUUAUUGAGAAGAAGGUCGAGAAAGAAGAUUGGUCAUUAGGAGGAACAAGCAGACAGUGUGAGUUUGAGGUAAAGAAACUGAAGGAGCACUCGAACAUGUUCUUUAGAGUUGCUGCCAGGAAUGAGAAAGGACAUGGAGAUUUUGUUGAAAUUGGACCUAUCAAGGUCAUUGACUACAUUAUUACACCAGAGGCAGACCUUACAGAAUAUCCACAUGGUAGCGUCAGCAUUCGCCUGGGUCACAAUGUGCACAUUGAACUGCCAUACAAAGGCAAACCCAGACCUUCUGUUCUUUGGAUGAAGGACAACCUGCCGCUUAAAGAGAGUGAUCAAGUACGCUUCAAGACAACAGAAAACAAAGCCACCCUAAUGAUUAAGAAUGUGAAGAAGGAGAAUGAGGGCAAAUACACCUUAACCCUUGACAACAAAGUGAACAGGAAAUCCUUCCACAUCCAUGUCAUCACACUGGGACCACCAUCAAAGCCUGUUGGACCUAUCCGACUGGAUGAAGUGAGAGCAGAGAGCAUUAUGAUCUCAUGGGAUGAACCAAAUGACUAUGGUGGUGGAGACAUAACUUGCUACACCGUGGAGAAACGGGAUACCUCCCAAAAUGACUGGAAGAUGGCCUCCUCCAGUGUACAGGAUACUCAAUUCAAAGUCACCAACCUUAUCAAAGGUGUCCAAUACCAGUUCAGAGUGUGUGCUGAAAACAGGUACGGUGUCAGCGAGCCUCUGCUUUCGCAAAUGGUUAUUGCCAAGCACCAAUUCAGACCACCAGGCCCACCAGGCAAGCCGAUUGUAUACAAUGUUACCAACGAUGGUAUGACCAUUCAAUGGGAGAAACCUAUCUACGAUGGUGGCACCCCUAUUCAGGGCUAUCAUGUGGAGAAGAAGGAGAAGAAUAGCAUUAUGUGGCAAAAGGUGAACACUAUGUUGAUCAAAGAAACAGAUUACAGGAUUUUGGAGCUCAUUGAAGGCCUUGAAUACUCCUUUAGAGUCUAUGCACAGAAUGAUGCUGGGUUCAGCCGAAUGAGUGAUGAGAGCAAACCAAUCAUGGCCGUCAGUCCAGUUGAUCCUCCUGGCCAGCCUGAUUACACUGAUGUGACUAGUGACUCAGUGUCACUGAAAUGGGAUGCACCCAAACGUGAUGGCGGUAGCAAGAUUGUUGGAUACAAUAUCGAGAAACGCCAAGGACAUGGACGCUGGUUCAAGGCCAACUUGACUGAUGUGCACGACUGUCAGUAUACCGUCACUGGAUUGGCAACAAAUGAACGCUAUGAGUUUAGGGUCAUUGCCAGAAAUGCCAUGGGUGUUGUGAGUCCUCCAUCCAACUCUUCUGGCAUGAUUGCUGUCAGAAGUGAAAAUGCUUCUCCAAACAUUGAGUUUGGCCCAGAGUACUUUGAAGGUUUGACAGUCAAGGCAGGAGACAGCAUCAGGCUAAAGGUGACCAUCACUGGACGCCCAGUUCCCAAAGUUGUCUGGUUCCGAGAAGGUGUGGAGAUUACAAAAAAGAUGAUGGACAUUAUAACAGUUCCUGGAUCCAGCACCCUCUUUGUCAGGGAUGCUGAUCGUUCACACUGUGGGCUCUACACUGUGGAAGCUACCAAUGGGUCUGGAACCAAAAAGGAAAACAUCCUUGUUCAAGUCCAAGAUACACCUGGCGAGCCUGUUGGACCAAUCACUUUCAGUAACAUCUCAGAGGGCAAGUGCAGUCUGUCUUGGAACCCACCAGAGAAAGAUGGUUGUUCUGAGAUUUCACAUUACAUCAUUGAGAAGCGUGAGACAGCCAAGAUUUCGUGGGCAUUGGUGUCUGAUGAAUGUAAGGAGUGCACCUUCCACGCAACCAAGCUCAUUAAGACUAAUGAGUAUCAAUUCAGGGUCUCUGCUGUUAACAAGUUUGGAGUUGGCAGGCCUCUGGAAUCCAGUCCCAUCAUUGCACAGAUGCAAUAUACCACUCCUGAUGCUCCAGGCACUCCUGAUGCAACUGAAGUUACAGGAGAGAGCAUCACCUUGUCCUGGACUCCUCCAAAAUCUGAUGGAGGAAGCCCUAUUCAUUAUUACAUCCUGGAAAAACGAGAAAAGAAAACUGUCCGGUUCUACAAGGUGAUCACCAAGAAGCCUAUUACUGACUGUGCACAUAGGGUUAUCAACCUGACUGAGGAUAUGGAAUACGAGUUCCGUGUUAUGGCUGUAAAUGAUGCUGGUGUUGGAACUCCUAGCAACAUCUCUUUACCCAUCAAAGCCGCUGAGCCAAAAGAUAUUCCUUGCGCUCCAUCAGUGGUCUGUGUUUCGGACUCCACCAGUACCUCCAUCAGUUUGGAAUGGACCAAGCCUGCUGAUGAUGGAGGCAUGGAGAUUCUUGGCUACAUAAUUGAAAUGGUGAAGGGAGAAGAGGUGGAAUGGAAGAGAGUAAAUGAGGAGCUUGUAACUGAAACAAAUUAUGUGGUGACAGGUCUGCAGACAGGGGCUGAGUACAAAUUCCGUGUUGCAGCUGUCAAUCAUGUGGGUAGAGGUGAACACAAGGAAAUUCCAGAGCCUGCUCAGACAGUAGAUAGGCUAACAGUGCCACAGGUAGAUAUUGAUGCUGCCUUUAAGCAGACACACAUUGUCAAAGCGGGAGGUUCAGUAUGCUUGGGCAUCCACUUCAGAGGAAAGCCGAUUCCUACUGCCACUUGGGUGAAGGAGGAAGGAGAGCUCAGUGUCAUGUCAGAGGUAACAACUACUGAUGGUUACAGUUCUCUGAGCAUUGAAAACUGCUCUAGAAAUGAUACUGGCAAAUAUACUGUAAACCUAGAAAAUUCCAGUGGCAGCAAGGCUACUACAUUUGUUGUAAAAGUCAUGGACACUCCUGGACCUCCAGAGGCUGUUGCCUUCAAGGAGGUGACCAGAGGCUCAGUCACACUUAUCUGGAUACCUCCUCUUAAUGAUGGUGGAGCCAGAAUCCAUCACUAUAUUGUUGAGAGGCGUGAGGCUAGCCGCCGCACUUGGCAGCAGUCCGGUAGCAAAUGCACACAGCACUACCUAAAGAUACAGGACCUGCUGGAAGGAGUGCCAUACUUCUUCAGAGUCUCAGCUGAGAACCAGCACGGUGUGGGUGAGGCAUUUGAGCUGACUGAGCCUGUCAUUGCCACUGCAGCACCAUCAGCUCCAAAGAGACUGGAUAUCCUCGACACCACAGAUAACUCUGUGUCACUAGGCUGGCUGAAACCAGAGCAUGAUGGCGGUAGUCGCAUUCAAUGUUACGUCAUUGAAGCUAGGCCAAAAGGUACAGACAAAUGGGUAGUUGUUGGCAACACCAAAAAUCUGACCUAUGUUGUUGAAAAGCUCAACAAGGGUGAUGAAUAUGACUUCUGUGUGAAGGCUAAGAAUGAAGCUGGUUAUAGCAAGCCCAAGGAAACUCUGGCUCCUGUGCUGGUCAAAGAGCCUCACAUUGAACCUGCUGCUGACCUCAGUGAAAUCACCAACCAGCUUAUCACAUGCAGGUCUGGAAGCACUUUCACCAUCGAUGUUCCAAUCAGUGGCAGACCUGCUCCUAAGGUCACCUGGAAGUUGGAGGAAAUGAGACUGAAAAACACAGACAGAGUCUCAAUCAAAGUUACUAAGGACAGAACCAGUAUCUCAGUUAAGGAGGCCAUGAGAGGAGAUGGUGGGAAAUACCAUCUGACUCUGGAGAAUGUGGCAGGAACCAGAACGUUUACUAUUGAAGUUAAUGUCACAGGCAGACCCAGUCCUCCAAGUGGACCAAUAGAAAUCUCAUCAAUUACUUCUGAGUCCUGUGUUGUUAACUGGCAUCCACCAGAAGAUGAUGGUGGCACUGACAUCACCAACUACAUCAUAGAGAAGCGUGAAUCUGGCUCAACAGCCUGGCAGCUCAUCAACUCCAGCGUGAAGCGCACCUCUCUCCACGUCAGUAACCUGACCAAAUACAUGCAGUACACAUUCAGGGUCUCUGCAGAAAACAGAUUUGGUGUCAGCAAGUCCACUGAGUCUGAGACUAUUGUCGCUGAGCAUCCUUACACACCUGCAGGUCCACCGACAAAGCCUAUAAUCUUUAAUGUCACUGCUAAUACAAUGACAAUGCAAUGGGAGGAGCCCUACCAUGAUGGUGGAAGCAAGGUGACUGGUUACUGGAUUGAGAAGAAGGAAAGGAACAAUAUCCUGUGGGUGAGGGAGAACAAGAUCCCUUGCUUUGAGUGCUCUUACAAGGUGGAAGGUCUGGUGGAAGGCCUGGAAUAUCAGUUCAGGGUUUAUGCCAUGAACAGUGCUGGACUGAGCAAAGCUAGUGAGGCCUCAAAGGGAGCAGUUGCUCAAAACCCCGUCGAUCCACCGGGUAAGCCUGAAGUCACCAACGUAACAAGGACCACAGUAUCCCUGAAGUGGUCGUCUCCACUGUAUGAUGGUGGCAGUCCAAUUGUGGGCUACAUCAUUGAACGCAAACCAUACACGUUGACUGGCGAGGGCCGCUGGCUGAAGUGUAACUACACCAACGUGACUGACAACUUCUAUACUGUUACUGCGCUGGGAGAGGGAGAGCCCUAUGAGUUCAGGGUUAUUGCCAAGAAUGCCAACCAGGUCUUCAGCAGACCCUCUGAGUCCACCGGCUCUGUGCAGUGCAAAACUGACUUUGAGCCUCCAAAGGCCCAGCUUGACAGCAAGCUGCUCUCUGAAACUGUGAUGGUCCGGGCUGGUUCAGACCUGGUUCUGGAUGCUGCAGUGGGUGGAAGACCUGAUCCUAAGGCUUCUUGGUCCAAGGGAAACAGAGAGCUGGACUUGUGUGAAAAGUACCACUUGCAGUAUACCCCAACUAGAGCCAUGGCCAUCAUCAAAUUCUGUGACAGAGAUGACACUGGAAAAUACAUCCUCACAGUCAGGAACGUAAGUGGAACCAAGACUGCAGAGGUCAAUGUCAAAGUGCUUGACACACCUGGAGUUUGUGAGGGCAGCAUUGAGAUCAGUAAGAUAACGGAGGAAUCCUGCACUCUGAGCUGGAAGCCUCCUCUUGAAGAUGGUGGUGAUGACGUCUCUCACUACAUUGUGGAGAGGCGUGACACAAACAGACUUAACUGGGUAAUAAUGCAUGCCGAAUGCAAGGAACUGACCUGCAACAUCACCGGGUUGAUGAAAAACACAGAGUACCUGUUCAGGGUGCGGGGAGUCAACAAGUACGGGCCUGGAGUCUAUCUCCAGUCAGAGCCCAUGGUCGCCAGAAACACCUUUACUGUGCCAUCUCCUCCUGGUGCUCCAGAGAUCCUGGCAUCAGGAAAGGACUUUGCCACCAUUGAGUGGCUGAAACCAGAGAGCGAUGGAGGUAGCCCAUUAAUCCAUUACCUAGUUGAGAGACGUGAGAGAAAGAGUGCUCGCUGGGUGAAGGUGAACAGGGAUGGUGCUCACUUAGACACCACGCUGAAGGUGUCCGGUUUGACUGAAGGCAACAUCUACCAGUUCAGAGUGACGGCCAUCAACAAGGCUGGAGAAAGUGAGCCCAGUGAGGUUUCUCUAUAUGUUGUCUGCAGAGUGCCAACAUGUACCCCUGCUCCUCCUUCUAUUCCUCGUAUCACUGACACACACGCUGACAGCAUCAGCCUGGCCUGGUCCCGACCCGUAGAGGAUGGAGGAGCUGAUGUGAUUGGCUAUAUUCUAGAGAUGAAGGAAGUGGGAGCAGAAGAAUGGAAGAAGGCCCAUGAAAAGACCCUGCGUACCACAGAGUAUGUAGUAACUGGACUUUCGGCUGGCAAGAAGUACUGCUUCAGAGUGGCCGGCAUUAACAUUAAUGGUACAGGAGACUUCAGUGACCCAUGUGCUGAGACCGAGCCAGUGGAGAGAAUUGAAACUCCUGAUUUCGAGCUCCAUGACGACCUUAAGAAGACUAUCUGCUUGCGGGCCAGCGGCUCCCUUCGCUUAUUUGUUCGUGUCACUGGUCGUCCUGCUCCUACAAUAACGUGGAGCAAGCCUGGUGUUGACCUCCACAACAGAGGCUUCAUUGAGGUCACCAACACUUCCACCACUCUCAUUAUUGACAAAGUCAACCGCUACGAUGCUGGCAGGUACACUCUGGUGGCGGAGAACUCUGCCGGGAAACAGGAAGUCAGCAUUUUGGUCAAGGUUUAUGAUACUCCUGGACCAAUUGGGCCAAUCAAAAUGAAGGAACUGACCAAGGAGUCUGCAACCAUCUCUUGGGAUGCUCCAACUGUGGAUGGCGGUGCUCCUGUCAGCAACUACAUCAUUGAGAGGCGUGAAGCGUCCAUGAGAGCCUACAAGACAGUCACAGCCAAAUGCAGUAAAACAUCUUACAAGAUCGAUGGCCUGAUGGAGGGCAUGCUGUAUUAUUUCCGUGUUCUCCCUGAGAACAUCUAUGGUAUUGGAGAGCCCUGUGAGACACCAGAUGUCAUCCUGGUUUGCGAGGUGCCUCUGCCACCACAAAAAUUGGAAGUGAUCGAUGUCACCAAGAGCACUGUCACCCUGGGCUGGGAGAAACCGGAACAUGAUGGUGGCAGCAGACUGAUAGGCUAUGUCGUUGAAGCCUGCAAGUUCGGUACCGACAAAUGGAUGAAGGUGGCUACAUUGAAGCUCACUGACUUUGAGCACACCAUUGAGAAGCUGAAUGAGAAGGAGCAGUAUUUGUUCAGAAUCAGAGCCAUCAACAGCCGAGGAGCCAGUGAACCCAAAGAACUUGUUGCAGCUGUCACUGUACAGGAACAGAGAGUAAUGCCAGUAGUGGACUUCUCUGGUAUUCCUCAGAAGGUUGUCAAUGUGCUGGCUGGCAAGACCCUGGAUCUGGACCUGCCUGUCAUCGGCAGACCUCCUCCUGUUUGCUCCUGGUACUUUGGUGACAACAGGAUAAAAAUCACAGACCGUGUCAAGAUCAAGAGUACUGGCAAGUUCACCAAACUGACGAUGUCUGACACCACCAUCGAUGACACUGGUGACUACACCCUGGAGGUGAAGAAUGCUGUCGGUGUCAUCACUGAGGUCAUCAAAGUCGUCGUUCUCUCUAAACCUGAUGAGCCAAAGGGACCCAUCAGGUUUGACGAGAUUGAUGCCACCACCGUCACUUGCAGUUGGGAUCCUCCAAUCAGAGAUGGUGGAGCUCCCAUCAGUGGCUAUGUGGUGGAGCAGCGUGACGCCCACAGACCUGGUUGGGUGCCUGUCUCUGACUCUGUCAGCCGACCAAUGUUUAAAUUUGAUAACCUGAUCGAGGGAGAUGAGUAUGUCUUCCGUGCAGCUGCUGUGAAUCGUUACGGCACUGGAGAAUUCCUGCAGUCUGAGAUUGUCACCUGCAGAAGCAUGAAGAAUGUUCCUGGACCACCUGGCCGUCCAGUUGUUUUCGAUGUUUCUCGUGAUGGUAUGACUGUGGCUUGGGAGCCGCCAGAUGAGGAUGGUGGCCUUGAAGUUUCUGGUUACAUCAUUGAACGGAAAGAAGUCAGGGCUGAUAGAUGGGUGCGUGCCAACAAGAACCCUGUAACCAUGACUAGAUACCGGUCUACUGAGCUGAUCGAGGGUCUUGAGUACGAACACAGAAUCACUGCCAUCAAUACCAGAGGACUUAGCAAGCCAAGCCUGCCAUCUAAACCAGCAGUGGCAACAGAUCCCAUUGAUCCACCUGGCUGUCCUCAGAAUCCAAGGAUCACUGAUACCACAAAGUCCUCUGUGUCACUGGCUUGGAGUCCUCCUGAUGAUGAGGUAGACGCUAGGGUAGAUGGUUACCUGAUUGAGAUGCAGAAGGUGGGCACUGUGGCCUGGAUCAAAUGCAACACCACACCAUCUCUCAUUUGUGAGUACACACUGACCAACAUGCCACAAGAAGAGCAGUUCAAAUUCCGUGUGAUGGCCUGCAAUGCUGGUGGCUGUGGAGAGCCCGCUGAAGUGCCUGGAACAGUUACUGUGACUGAGAUGCUUGAAUCUCCUGAAUAUGACCUGGAGCUGAAAUACAAAGAUCUGUACGUGGUCCGCUAUGGAGGAGUGCUUAGAUUAUCUGUACCCGUUAAAGGUAAACCUCAGCCAACCUGCAAGUGGUCAAAGGAUGGCGGUUUAGUGUCUGCCAGGGCUAUGAUUGCCUCCACUGAAGAUGCCAGUGAGCUUGUAAUCAAGGGAGCUGAGAGGAGUGACUCUGGUGUCUAUGAUCUCCUGCUGGAGAAUAAGGUUGGCAAGAAGAAAGUCCAAAUCAAGGUGAAGGUCAUUGGCAGACCAAGUGCUCCAGAGGGACCAAUAGUCUUUGAGGAGAUUCAGGCCAACUCUGUCAGGCUGUCCUGGAAGGCACCUAUUGAUGACGGUGGCUCAGAAAUCCUUGGUUAUAUUGUGGAAAGACGUGAGGCAACCAGAAAUGCCUGGUAUACUGUAGACUGUAGAGUGACUGAAACUCAGCUGCUUGUUAAGGGCCUGAAGGAGGGAACAGAGUAUCACUUCAAGGUCACAGCUGAAAACUCUUUUGGUAUCAGUGCAUCCCUGAAGUCUGAACAGCCACUGGUACCCAAGACUCCUCUCUGUUCCCCUGAGCCUUCAACUACCCCGCCAGAGAUUAUGGAUGUCACCAAGAGCUCAGUGGCACUUGCAUGGUCCAGACCAAAGGAUGAUGGAGGAUCUGCUAUCACUGGUUACUUUGUUGAGUACAAGGUGGUGUCUGCUGAAACAUGGUCCCGUCAUGAGGCCAAGAUAACCUCCACUAUGUUUAGUCUACCUGGACUCACCCCAGAUACGGACUACCAGUUCCGCAUUGUUGCUGUCAAUGACAUAGGCGAGAGUGAGGCAGGUCCUGUGUCGGACCCAGUCACAUGCAAAGAUCCAUUCGACAAGCCCAGUCAACCAGGUGAAAUUGACACAGUGAACGUGAGUAACAACUUCAUCACAAUCCGCUGGCAAGCUCCAGAGUGUGAUGGUGGAAAGGAGGUGCUGGGCUAUUGGGUGGAAUACAGGAAGUCCACAGAGAGCACCUGGAAAAAGUGUAACAAGGAGAGACUUAAGGAAAAGGAGUUCACGACACCUGGACUAGCUGAGGCCACAGAAUAUGAAUUCAGGGUGUUUGCUGAGAAUGAGACGGGAAUGAGCAGGCCUCGUAGGACUGCCACAUGUAUCAAAACCAAACUGACUUCUGAAACUAAACCAAGCCUGAGAAAAGAAAUGGAUGAAGUAACUGCCAAACUUGGCCAGCCUGCAGUUAUGAAGUGCCAGAUUAUUGGAAGACCUGUUCCUGAAAUAAAGUGGUAUCAUGCAGGCAAGGAAAUUAUCGAGUCUCGCAAGUACGAGAUGAGCUCUGACGGCCGCAACCACUCCCUGUCAAUUAUGACUGACCAGCAGGAAGAUGAAGGCGAAUACACCUGCAAGGCCAUCAAUGACGCUGGAGAAGCAGAGACCACAGGCAUGUUGGUUUUGGAGGCGGCUCCAUCAUUCCAUCCUGACUACCCACUGAAGGAAAUCUAUUUUGCUGGCCUUGGAACUACUCUGCGUAUCCAUGCUGUUUACAUUGGCCGUCCUGAGCCAAAGAUCAUGUGGCUGCAUGGGGCAAAGACUCUGGAAAACACAGAGGACAUAAGCAUUGAGACCACUGAGCACUACACACAUCUGGUCAUCAAGAACGUGCAGCGCAGAGUCCAUGGAGGCAAAUACAGAAUAAGACUGCACAACCACUUUGGCCGAGCUGACACCGCAUUCAGUGUUGAAAUCUACGACAAACCUGAGAUACCUCAGGGUCCCAUUGUUCUGGAUGCCCUGCUGAAGAACUCAGUGAUCAUCAGCUGGAAGCCUCCCAAAGAUGACGGUGGCUGCAUGAUUACGAACUAUAUUGUGGAGAAGCGUGAGGACAGGGAGGACUCAGAGUGGGAACUGGUGUCGUCAUCCAUCAAUGGCACAUCCUGCCGUGUGCCCAACCUCAUCGAGAGUGCUGGAUACUUCUUCCGGGUCUAUGCCCAGAAUCGCUAUGGCAACAGCGAGCCACUGGAGCUAACUUCCCCGAUCCUCAUCAAGAGUCAGCUGGAGAGACCAUCGCCACCUCUAUCACCAGUUGUUUCUGGAAUUACUAAGGAUUCCUGCGUGGUUUCCUGGAAACCUCCUCUCAGUGAUGGUGGAUCCAAGAUCAAGAGCUACCACCUGGAGAAGAAGAACAAAAAGGACAAGCGGGAAUGGACUGAAUGGACUCCAGUGACCACAGAUGAAAUCAAGCAAACAGUCUUUUCUGUGAAGCGCCUGACAGAGGGUGUCGAGUACAUCUUCCGUGUCAAAUGUGAGAAUCUUGGAGGGCAAAGUGACUAUAGCGAGGAGACCACUCCCAUCAUUCCAACCGCAGCUGUCGAGAUCCGUGCUCCUGCCUUCAAGGAGGAGCUGAGGAACAUGAGUGUCAAGUACAAGAGCAAUGCUACCCUUGUCUGUAAGAUUACAGGACAGCCCAAGCCUGUAAUUAAAUGGUUCAGACGAGGAAAAGAGGUCCAUUCUGAUGGAAAGAAGAUCAAGAUCCAGGAGUUUAAGGGAGGUUACCACCAGCUGGUCAUCACAGAGGCUGACGAGGAAGACUCCACUGUUUACCAGAUUAGGGCCACCAACCAGGGAGGCUCCAUCUGUGCCACUGUCUCUCUGGAUGUUGAAAUUCCUGCCAAGAUCAACCUGCCAAAGAACCUGAAGGACAAGGAAGCCAUCCCUGCCCUGCGUGGAGAGGUGGUUAAUAUCAAGAUUCCUUUCAGUGGAAAACCAGAUCCUGUCAUCACAUGGCAAAAAGGACAAGAUCUAAUUGACAGCAAUGGACACUACCAGGUCAUUGUCACCAGAUCAUUCACUUCUUUGGUGUUUCCCAAUGGAGUAGAGAAGAAGGACGCUGGUUUUUACAUCGUCUGUGCCAAGAACAGAUUUGGCAUUGACCAGCAAACAGUUGAGCUGGAUGUAGCUGAUGUGCCUGAUCCUCCACGUGGUGUCAAAGCCAGUGAUGUCUCGAGAGACUCUGUGACACUGAACUGGGUGGCACCAGCAAAUGAUGGUGGCAGUAAGGUCAUCAGCUAUAUCAUUGAGAAGUGCCCCACCACAGCUGAGAGGUGGCAGCGUGUUGCCCAGUCCCGUGAAACCCAUUACACAGUUACCAAUCUGUUUGGCGGAACGAGCUAUCAGUUCAGAAUUAUUGCUGAAAACAAGUUUGGACAGAGCGCCCCAUCUGAGUCAAGCGGACCUGUCAUGACAAAAGAGGACAAAUCCCGAGUUCUGCUCUAUGACAGGGAGGUUGAUGAUACAGGAUAUGUGCCCAGGAGCAAGGCUCCACACUCUGAUGCCAAAAAUCUGCACAACAAAUUUGCCAUUGCAGAGGAAUUGGGCAGAGGGCAGUUCGGCAUUGUCCACCGCUGUGUUGAAAUUAGCUCUGAAAAGACUUACAUGGCUAAAUUUGUCAAAGUGAGAGGUGCUGAUCAGACAUUAGUAAAGAAAGAAAUUGCAACACUGAAUUUGGCCAGACAUGCCAAUUACCUUCUCCUCCACGAGUCCUUCGACAGCCCGGAGGAGCUGGUGAUGAUCUAUGAUUUCAUCUCAGGUGUUGACAUAUUUGAGCGCCUCAGUAUAGCAGAGUUUGAGCUUAAUGAGCGUGAAAUUGUUAACUACAUCAGGCAAGUCUGCUCAGCUCUUGAGUUCCUUCACGCUCAGAGUUAUGGACACUUUGAUAUCAGACCUGAGAAUAUUAUAUACACUACUAGAACCAGCUCGAAUGUGAAGAUUAUUGAGCUGGGACAGUCCAGACACCUGACUCCUGGAGACCAAAUCAAGAUUCAAUAUACCACAGCAGAGUAUGCUGCCCCUGAGAUCCACCAGUGUGACAUGGUUAGCACAGUCACUGACAUGUGGUCGGUUGGUGUUCUCGCCUAUGUGCUUCUUAGUGGCCUUAAUCCAUUCACAGCUGAAACCAACCAACAGACGAUCGACAACAUUUCCAGUGCAGCCUACAGCUAUGAUGAUGAAUCCUUCAAGCAAGUCAGUGUCGAAGCAUUAGACUUCACAGACCGCUUAAUGACAAAGGAGCGUAAGCAUCGGAUGACUGCAGCUGAGGCACUGGCACAUCCUUGGCUCACCAAACCUGUAGAGGAGAUCAGUGCCAGAGCAAUCCCAACUGGCAGGCACAAGAGAUACUACCAGACAAUGGUGAGGAAAGAGUGGAACACUGUUGUCUCUGGUGCCCGUGUGGCUAGCGGGGGUUCCAUUAGGUCUCAGCGUGGAGUCUUUGUUGCUAAGGUGAAAAUUGCACCAUUUGAGCAUGGUCCUCUUGCAGGGCAGAUUGGCCACGCAGUGGUGAAUGAGGGUGACAACGUGAAGUUCAUUUGCAACAUUGACAACUAUGAUAGCACUACUGAAGUAACAUGGUACUGUGGUGUCAGGCAACUUGAGGCUAGUGACAAGUAUGAAAUUGAAUAUGAAGAUGGUCUGGCAGUAAUCACCAUCAAUAAGGUCACAAGAGCAGAUGAUGGCACGUACAGAUGCAAGGUUGUAAAUGAGUAUGGUGAGGACAGUGCCUACGCUGAGCUGUUUAUCAGCAGUGUUAGGUCUUACCGCAAUUUCUUCACUGCCCGUGUGGUUAAGAGAACAAAGCGCAGAGUAGAUACUGCCAGAAUGCUUCAGAAGCCACCAGAGUUUACACUUCCUCUGGUCAACCAUACAGCUUAUAUUGGUGAGGAUGUGCGCUUUGGUGUUACCAUUACUGUGCACCCUGAACCUCGUGUCAUCUGGCACAAAUCUGGACAAAAGCUUAUCCCUGGACAUGAUGACAGGAAAUACACUUUCAUUAGUGACAAGGGCUUGUACCAGCUGAUUAUCCACAAUGUGGAGACUGAAGAUGAUGCAGAGUACAGUGUUGUGGCCCGUAACAGGUAUGGGGAUGACAGCUGCAAGGCUCGUCUCACUGUUGUUCCUCGACCUAAACCAGCAGAUCUCACCCUGAGGCCCAUGUUUAAACGUGUGCUUGCAAAUAUCGAUUGUAAGGAGGGCCAGGACAUACGUUUUGAGAUCAGAGUAUCUGGUCGUCCAUCACUGAAAUGGGAGAAGGAUGGCACGCCUUUAGCUUUUGGACCAUCCAUCGAGGUUGUCCAUGAGGGCCUGGAUUACUACAUUCUUCAUGUGAAGGACACUCUUCCUGAGGAUUCUGGUGUGUACAGAGUUACUGCUACCAACUCUGCUGGAUCCGCCAGUUGCCAGGCCACACUGAAAGUGGAGCGCACCACUCAUGUAAAGAAGGAAUAUGAGCCCAGUGAAAAGGAGAAGCAAAAGAUUGCCAGAAAGGAAGAAUUAGACAAAAAAGUUAGGCUCUCUCAGAUUUUGGCUGGCACUGUUGUCACCCCUCUACCACCUGCAGCAGUAGAAGCUGUCAGGGAAGCCGCCACCAUGUUUAAACCUGCUGUUACAACUAAGAAGGGUGAGAAGACUGAAGCUGAGAUACAGAAAGAACAAGAGGAGAGGAAGAAGAGAGCAGAUGAGAAGAGACUGCGUAUGCCCUAUGUUGUCCCCACACCUCGUAUCGUUAACCCAGCUAUUCUUGAAGAAGAUGUAGAAAUAAAACACUUCAAACCACUUUCUGACAUGAAAUGGUAUAAGAAACUGCGGGAUCAGUAUGAAUUCCCUGAGCCAAUGGAGAAAAUCCCACAGAAAAGGAUGAAGCGUAUCCGUCUGUCCCGGUGGGAGCAGUUCUAUGAGGUACCAAUCAGGAUUAAGGACCAAUAUAAGCCAAAGUGGCGCAUUUCAUCUAUGACUCAGGAUGACUUGGAGACUGUGAGGCCAGCAAGGCAUCGCACUCCUUCUCCUGAGAUGGAGACCUACCGCAGAAUCAGGAGGAGGUCUCUAGGUGACCUGUCAGAUGAGGAGCUGCUGCUUCCUGUGAAUGAGUAUCUGUCCAUGAAGAGAACUGAGGAGGAGAGGCUUCGUCUGGAGGAAGAACUAGAGCUUGGCUACUCUGCUUCUCCACCUAGCCUUAGUCCAGUUCGCUUUGAGUUGUCUGCCCUGCGUCCCUCAUCUCCUAGAAGGGUCUACGGUGAAGAGGAAGAGGAAGAAGAAGUUCACAGAUAUGAUUCCUACAGAAUUCCAUCCAAAUAUGAGGCUGGCCCAAGUUUUGUUGAUCUCCGCCAGCGUCAUGACAAAACAACUUAUAAACCUCCAAGACAAAAGCAGAGGGUGUAUGAAGAAAGAGAGGACCAGGAGCUGCUGCGGCCACACACGACUGCUCAGAGAAUCACCUCAUACAAGAGUGAACUCAAACGAAUGGAGUUUGAGGAGAAGACACGAAUCUCAAAAAAGGAAAGCACUGUUGCUGUUUCAAGAAUCUCUGAAGUCACAGAAUCUGAGCACCUGACAGCUUUUACCUCAGAAUAUAUCCCUAAACCAAUCAAAAAGCUCCCAGAGCCCGUGAGGAAAAGAUCCCCUACCCCAGAAAAGGCUGUCAAGACAGAUGUGACACUCCCUAAGGUUGACUUCAUGUCCAGGUAUGAGGAGAGAAAGCAGGCUCUGAGAUCAGAGAGAAGAUCUGUAGAGAGAAAGGUUGAGGUGGUGACCCAAGCACCCUUCAGCCUUGACCAUCCCCCACGCAUUACUGUCAGGAUGCGAUCUCAUCGUGUACCCUAUUGGUCCAACACAAGAUUUACCCUGAAUAUCCAGGCCAAACCUGAACCUGAGGUCAAGUGGUUCCACAAUGGAAAAGAAAUCCAUGAGAGCAGCAAAUAUACCAUGACCAACAUCAAUGGAGUCCUGACUCUCCAGAUCAUCAACUGUAUGACUGAAGAUUCUGGCACUUACCGUGUGGUUUGCAAGAAUGCCAAAGGAGAGACUUCUGACUAUGCCACACUAGAUGUAGCAGAUGAAUACGCUGCCUUCUCUUCACUUCGCAAAGAUGAGGAGCCUCCAUCUGCCCAUCUGCCAGAGAUGACCAAAACAGAGAUAUAUCACGUCUCAUCCUCUAAAACAUUAGUAACGGAAGCUGUAACUGAGACUGUGAAGGAGACCACUACUGUUGUUGAGAAGCCAAAGGAGAAGCCCAGUGUCCCUGCCAAAAUUCUGACUAAGCCACAGUCCCUCACUUUAGAGGAGGGACACACUGCCAGAUUUGAGUGUGAUGUGGAUGGUGAACCAGCACCUUCUAUAAGCUGGCUGCGUGAAGGAGCAGUUGUUGCUCCCUCUGCCCGACACCACAUUGUGUCUACUCAGUACAACUCCUCCUUUGAGAUCUCCUCUGUUGAGAUUUCAGAUGAAGGCAGCUACACUCUCUUAGUCGAAAACCCUGGAGGCAAACAAGAAGCCCAUUUCACCCUGACCAUCCGGAAGUCUGAGUCAAAGGAGAAAGUGGUUGCCCCUCCCAGAGUCACUUCUCCAGAAGCUAAAUCCCCUCUUGCAAAGUCCCCUGAACCGGUCAAAUCUCCCCAGAGGGUGAAAUCCCCUGAGCCAGUCAAGUCACCACAGAGAGUGAAGUCUCCAGUCUCGCCAAAAUCCCCAACACCAAAAUCUCCAACACCAAAGUCCCCAACCCCAAAAUCUCCUACUCCCAAAUCCCCAGUCACAUCUCAGAAGGAACAAACGAUUUCUCCAAUCAAGCCAAAGAGAGUGAUGUCACCGCCUCUUGGAAAGAAGCCGUCCUUCUCUGUUGGGCUGAGUGACAUCACAGCGUACUCCGAUUCUGUUGUGAAGCUGUCAGUAAAGUUGACAGGAGAGCCCAAACCUACAAUCUCGUGGAUGAAGGAUGGAAAGGUUUUGUCUCAAGGUGGAAAGUAUGAAUUAUUUGAGGAUUCUGGCUCAGCUCAUCUCGAGAUCUGUGAAUUGGAGGCCUCUGAUAGUGGGGUGUACAAGUGCACUGCUACAAACAGCGCUGGAGCAGUUUCAACUACGUGUACUGUCAGUGUACAAGGCUCAAAGAGCUCCAAAACAAAAGCUGAACUCUCUGAGGAAGUUCUAAAAAGAGAAAUGAUCCAUGAAGAAAUCUCGUCUUCUGUAAAGGAGGUGAAGACCUCCCACAGCCAGAUGUCGAUCACAGAGGGCCAGUCUCUAACACUGAGGGCAAGCGUCCCUGGUGCCUCUGACGUCAGAUGGAUCCUAAACGGGGUUGAACUGACCAACUCGGAGCAGUACAGAUAUGGAGUAUCUGGAAGUGACCACACCCUAACCAUCAGGACGGUGACCGAGCAUGAGCAGGGGAUCCUCACGUGUGAAGCGCAAACACAGCGAGGACUGGUCCGGUGUCAGUUUAACACCACGGUCACCACCAAGCAAUCAGACGCGCCUCAUUUUCUGGUGCAGCCCAGGUCCCAGAAUGUUAAUGAAGGACAAAAUGUGAAAUUCACGUGUGAAAUUGCAGGAGAGCCUUCUCCUGAAGUGGAGUGGUUGAAAGACAACAUGAUUAUAUUUGUCACAUCAAACUUGAAACUGAGCCGCUCUAAGAAUGUGUAUACUCUGGAGAUACGUGAAGCCACAGUUGCAGACAGUGGGAAAUACACAGUAAAGGCCAAAAAUCAGUUUGGACAGUGCUCUGCAACUGCGUCCCUCAACGUCCUCACUCUUGUUGAAGAACCGACAAAAAUUAUAAUCGCAGAACAAAGAGCUUCUACUGACACUGCAGCGAGCAUGCAGAAAAGAUUCAUGGCCUCCUCAGUUCACAUGGAAGCAGCUUCCAUGCAGGCCAGCAGUGUCAGCAGCAGCUCCCACACUGCUGCUGCCGGGUUUUCAUUUGAGAGCAUGUCUGCGACUAGCAUGUCAGCCACGAUGGCCGAGUCGGUGGUUUCCAUGAGCUCCAGGAGCACGAUGAUGGAAAUGUCUGCUCAUACGCAUGCCGAGUCCUCGUCCUCACUGAAGGCCCUCACCACGGGGAUUAAAAGAGGUACUCCACCAAAGGUCGAAGCGCUUCCAGAGGAUGUGUGCGCAGAGCCGGGGAAGUCUCUAACCGUAGUGGGGAUGUUCUCCGGAGACCCCGCACCCUCUGUCCAGUGGGUCCGCUCAGGUCGGACGCUCCCCAACGGGGAUGAGCGAUACCACGUGGAGAAUACCACCGACCUCUCCACCCUCGUGAUCUCUGCAGUGAAGGAGGCUGAUGCCGGAGCGUACACCCUCAGACUGUCCAACGAGCUCGGCUCCGACUCUGCAACCGUCAACAUUCGCAUUCGGUCCAUGUAA